This is a messenger RNA of Porites evermanni, 86233 nucleotides long. NCBI's taxonomy places the organism in Eukaryota, Metazoa, Cnidaria, Anthozoa, Scleractinia, Poritidae. The record is from the annotation of a GenBank genome assembly.
AUGGCUACGCAGAGGAUGAGUGAAGAAUUGGCUCGAGAAUCUGGCUUCGAGGAUUUAUCUUUUGCUACGAGAAGUUACCGUCCAGAAUAUGCAUCUUCGCCAGACAUUCAUGGAGCUUACAGACGUGAGUAAAAUCUGUUAGCCUCAGAAUACGAAGGUGAAUGAACAGCUCUGUGGUCUCACUAUUGCUCAUUUUGUUAUUUUUUCUUCUCAGCAGAGAGAUGGAUUCGUACGUCUGAAAUCGAACCCGCACUGCGAGCUAAGCUUGCCUUUACUUCAGGUAAGCUUAAGUUUUCAUUCGGUGUUUUUCAUGGAUGUUUUAAAGAUUCGGUGAUAAUGUAAGCUUACAGGAAUGUUGUGGUUUAAAUAAAUGUAAGGUGUAGCGGCAUUCAUUCCGGCUUUAAUUGAUUACAACGAGUUCAGAAUUAAGAAUGUGAAUCGAUCGGCAUAAUUUGAAAGCUUAAUUAUAAGUUCAGAACAGCAACGCUUAUGUUUAUAUAGAACUCUGCAUCUGUGAUGAAUUCUUUCCAUUUUGUAACUGCGUUAGAGUUAUGUUUGGCUGCAUAAAUUUGUCUGUUUAUGUUUUAAAUGUAUUAAAUUCACUGCUUUAAUUGUGUUGAUCUAAUAACAGGGGGUAAAGAUCGCCAAGGUCGAAGAAUUUUAACAAUACCUGCUGGAAAAACCGAAGAUUUAAGCGUCAAUAAACUCGGAGAUACGUUAGCGUAUCUAACCCAAGUUCCAAGGUAUAUGAAUAAUAUUUUGAUACUACUUCAGCUACGUUUAAUCGACCCCUUAAUCUGUUGUUGAUUUAAUGCAAGAAGUGUAUAAAAUUUCCGCCCCCGAAAUUUCAUUCCUGUCAGAAUUCCCUUUAUGCUUUUGAGAGUUAAGCAAACGAAACCACAGAAAUGAACAAACAGCUCGAGCCCUCAUAGCCAACUAACAGGGCGCGUAAUAUUAAACACGAACGGACAUUUCCAAAUUUGCAAGCAUGCUUUGUGAGAGGUCGAAAUUUGUGGUAAUUUCCUGUCAUCAGACAACAAUGUCGGUGUGAAUUCUUUUGUACUACGAACAAUUUGAAUUAGCUCUUCGAUCACCUUUCAUCAAAAAUGGUCGGCAUGAAAUAUGGAACAUUCUAUUAAUUUUGGAUAAAAGGCUAAGGAAGGAAGAUUGUAUCCAAAUAUACCAAGCAAAGUGAACUUAUGACUGUCAUUAAUAUUGAGUUUAUUAUUUUUUGGCAUAGCUUCUACGUUCAGGAAUGUACUGGAUGGCAUGACACAAAUUCCUUAUCAACCUGACUUAUUGACAUAUUAAAAAUAAAACAAAUUUGGACAAACUUGGAUAUUGUAACAGAAUAUUUCACAUCUCUAUUUAUGUAGAACUUAGUUUUGAAAUGAUUCUCAUGAUAUAACGGUUAAAUACAGAGAAGUACCUGCUUGUUAUAAAGAAUGAAUCAUUGUGAAAUGCAUUGCAUUAUUGGAGUAAAAAUAUUCUAGUUUCAAAGUGAAAUUGUGCUGUUUCGGAAAAUUUCCAAAUUAAUCUCGAGCUCCCCUUGAUAGGGAUUUUUCUGAGACCCCUGCCCCCCACACACCUCAGUUGAAAUUCCAAUUACGUUUCAUGUAGUUGUACAUUUGUUUAAACUUAAUUGGUCUUUUAGACUCCCUCCCCCUCCAGCAAUAGGCUGAUUUAGCAACAGGACGGGAACAUCAUUUGAUGACUGGUAAGGGCGUGGAAAUGACUAAACUCGACUUCCGGUACCCAAUUUGCCGCUCUGCCAUUGGUCAAUCCAAUUGUUUGAUUUGCGCGCGCAGUUCCCGUUCUGUUGCUAAAUCGGCCUAAUAUGGACAAAAGGAGAGGGCCGUGGAGAUUUUCUGAAAGAAGACAUUCUGACCUUCUGAUGGUUAAGGUCAAUGGUAAAGGUCAAGGUCCUUAUUAUUUUACAUGUACCUUGGUAACUCAAAAUGGUACACAUAAGACUAGCAAACCUUAGCCUGGGUCACAGAUGUAAUCUAACACCAGUUUCUUAACAUCUGCAAAGCAGCACCAAUAUCAAUGUUCUGCUCCCCCAAUAAACUCAGGACUCAACGCAUAACUGGAAAUGCAUUUUCAAUUAUUUAAUGACAAAGUGACAAUGGCUUUUUAACUGGCCAAUCAUGGUGCGUACUCAAAUGCUGGUAGACAGCUGGGGGCCCAGAAGAAUGAUUUUGGCGCUGUUUCACAGAUAGACGUGAAGAAGUUUAGUUCCAUCCGUGGUGCAUGCUAGCAAAACUAAGGCUGAUGGUGCACUGCACUCAUUUUACUUCCAUCAGUGCCCCUGACUUUACGGGAAUUUAAAGCUACAGAAAAGUAAAGAAAUUGGAAAAAGGAUUGAGGUCACACCUGAGUAUGAAAUUCACUAAUACAAUGUAUAUCCUUGCUUCUUCUAAUGGCCACCUGAUAUAAAUUAAGGCAAAAUUAAGGGAGAAGGGGGGCACUCUCUGGCCAAAAUUCUACUUCGCUUUAAGGCUGGUUUUUCUAGCGGUGAUGGAAAUGGAGUCGAAGUCAUAAGCAGAGUCAUAAGAGCAUUAUGACCUAGUGAAAAUAAAAAAUCAGAGUUGUAAGGGGAGUCAUAAGAGUCAAGAAUUUUUUUCUUCCGACUCUGCUGUAACUCCAUCGCUUACAUUCAGCUUAUGAUCCAGUGAAACCAGAUUGUCAGAGUUGGAAGCAGAAGCGGAGGGAUAAACCAAUUGCAGUGUACGUUCUCACAUUUUGUGAUUGGUUUAGUUUUCCUGCUUCUGCUUGCAACGUAGACAACCCAGUUUUCACUUGAUUGUAAAUGACAAAGUCACUAGCAGAAUCAGAAGGAUCAGAACGCUGUUUUCACUGGAUUGUAAAGUUCUACCCUUCUGAUUAUGAACCCGGACUCCGACUCUGUCACUCCUGAAAACCGGCUUUUAUGCCGGCAGCAUUUUCUGUUCAGGUUGAAAGCUGGAUGUAUAGUUUUGGAAAUUUGAGGCCACUUGACUGUACAUGAUUUAAUUGUUAAUAUUUUUUUAGGGACCAAGGAAGAAGUCAGAUAGUCACGGUCAUAAUAGAUUUACGUGGCUCUUCAUGGAAAUCAGCAAAACCUUUGCUUAGAACAUUACAGGUGGGUUGAAAUGGUUGAUCAAGUUGGCCUUAAUUUUUGAAAAUCUUCCAGUUCUAUUACUCUGGUUUUUCUGGGCUUUAGAUCUAAGAAAAGUUGUAGAGACCCCCAAACCUGCAAACCCAUGGAAGGGAAGAAGCCCAGCCCAAAUAAAAUCACUUUUCAUUUAUCAGAACUGGCCAGUUAAUGGGAAGAAUCGACUGGUUCUAUUACCGAAAAUAUCAUGGCCAUAAGUUAUAGUUCCUAUACAGUUUUCAGAACUGCACAUACUAUUUGUGGGUGGAUCGAACUGAAUGGCCAUGCAGUUCUGACAAAGUGAUUACUAGUAGCUGGCUCUCAAAGAUUUUCCUACAAGUUGCAUGAUACAGGGGAACUCUGCCUUGUAACCAUUCUAUGAUCACUGAGCAGACAUUCUAUUGACCUGAAAACACUCAGUCUAAAGACCUGGUUGGAGGUUAAGGUCUCUGUGGAAAGGGUAUUUAAGAUAGUACAACUCAAAAUCUUGCACAUCGAUAAAAUGGCUUCCAACUGGCUCUAGAGGCGAAGAGACAGUAAAUAACAAAACACAGAUACAAGUUAAGUUAUUUUUAUCUCUAUUUUUUGUCAAAAAAUGGAAUUUAGGACAUAUUUUGUUUAUUUUCAUACACUCUCUUAUAAAUUCAAAGUCCAAUGAACUCCCACAGAGUUUGGGCUGCCUGUGUAUCCACCUUUUGAAUUAAUGGGGCUUAGAUUCUAAGGGAAUCUGUGUUAUCGACAGAUAGAAAUCAACUGAAAUGUUGAAAAUAAUAUUACAGUUCAAUGAUGCACCGACCUUUUGUUGUUGAUGUUGUCAUUGUUUUCUAGGACACAAUUCCUGAUAAAGUGCAUGAGGUGUACAUUAUUAAACCAGAUGCAUUCUGGGAAAAGAGGCGAUCAGGGUCUGGACUUAAGAAAGAACAAUCAAAUUUCGUUUUUGAGGUAAAAAAUAUAAAAAAGUAUUUUUUUAAACUUUGUCUCUAACUGUUAUGGUAAAGUAAAUCAACCAAUCAAUAUUUAAAGCAGUAAAGAACUAAACAGUAAAUAAUUAGAUUGGAAGUUUCAAGUGGGUAAGAGACAAUUAAAGUUGAGGAAAGCUUCAUUAUGGGGUGCAAUAAUGGCUACAUGUAACUUCUCCAUGUUUAAAGAUUAGAACCUGUGUAAUUUCCUCAACCCAGGUGUCCAGCCUUUUCUCUUUAAAUGAUUGCUUGGUUAUAAAGCAAUCAUUUUGUAUCAUUUGCUCUAAGCUAUUAUUUUGGUGCGAAUCCUGUCAUGUUUGAAUGGACUAUGGCCUUUUAGGUUAGUGUUAAAGACCCUUAAGUUCUGCUUUAAGAAAUAGUUUGAGAAUUCAUUAACAUACUUUUAAUAAAUUAAGACAAGAUAGAUAAGAUAACUUUAUUAUAUCACUUCAGGAUAUUGUAUCUCAAAUGAUACUUAAAAUCAUGUAAUAAAAACUGAAAAAUUUAUCACUUUAAAAAGCUAAGACAUAUUUAUGUACUGGUAUAUACAUGUAAAAAAAGAAAAAUAUCAAAAUUAUUAAAGAGUUGUGUAUUUUUUCAAAAUUGUGGUAGAAAGUUGGGGGUGCAACUUAUCUGUGAGUACUGUUUUUACAUGACUGUUUAUGAAUAAGACAGAACCCUGUUGGACAACCCAAUAAAAAAUCCUUUUGUGUUUUGUAGACCACAUUGUUGUCCUCAUCCAGUAAACUACACCAGUUUGCUGAAGAGAGUCAACUCACUCAGGAACUUGGUGGUACCUUACCAUACAAUCAUGACAGAUGGAUUGACACAAGAUUGGUAAGCAAUUUACUAAUUACAGUGCGACUACUAUAAUCAGGGCCACCUAAACAAAGUUCACCAAUCAGAUUACAGGAAAAUAACAAUACGUUCUGAGAAAGUUAGUUGUCAAUCAUAAUAACCAUGAAACAAAAUAAAAAACAUGGAUCGAUAUCAACCAAUUACAUGUACAACCUACAGAUGUGACCUUCUGCAAAAGAAAGCUGUGUCAAGAAAGUUGAAAGAAAAGUCUGAAAGCCUGAGAGGUCUGUUAGAGUGAAUGACAGAGGCAAAAAAUGAAAAUGUUUAAUAGUUAUAUUUUCUUCUUGAGUUUGCAUGUUAUUGCAAAGCAUGGCAAUUGUAGUGAAGAAAUUGCUGGUUGAUGACAAAAAAUCAGCUUUUGCCAAACAAAUACAGGGUGUUACAUGUAAGGUUUUGAAUAGAAAAGCGUGGGCAUAUGGAAAAGCCGGAAGCCGGAAUCCGGAAUCCAGAACCGGAGCCGGAAACGGAACGGGAACCGGAACCGGAACUUAAAUUGAGACAGCACUGAAACCAGUUCCCGAUACCCAGGUGGGAAUAAAAUUCAAGAUGGCAUCCUCUGUUAUCAUUGUUUUGAGAAAUUUUCAGCACAGUGAUUGUGAUACCAAUGGUUACUCACAUUCGGAAAGUGACUUGCAAAAAAAAAGGUAAGUGCAUCCUACUGUUAUUCCUAGCAGUCAUAAACUGUGACUGCAGCUGUAGGUCGAGCAAUUUUUGACAGAUCGAGACUACAACUAAUCAGAAGCCGAUUGACUGCGAAAAACAGCCAUUAUUAGUAUGUGAUGUUUAAGACCGCUGUGUUAUUCAUUUCCUUCUCUUGAGCCUAAGUUACUCAUUUCUUAAAAGCCCUCCGUGUUUCAACCAUUGUGAGGAAAAGGCGGCAAAGGGAGGAGGAGUACUUAUGUCAAUCAUGAUCCCAAGUUACAACACUCAAGUGUAUAUGAAAUUUUCAAAGAAAAAUUUUGUGCCGUACGCAAAAAAUGCAACAGUAAAAAAUACAAUAACAAUAAAAAAUAUAAUGUGGGGAUGAAAAGUCUAGAUCGAGCAAUAAUAAUUGUUAGUGACACUCUUAAGACAGAAACGUCUCUCAAGUUUUAUUUCUUAGGUUCCGGUUCCGGUUCCGUUUCCGUUUCCGGCUUGGCUCCGGAUUUCGGAUUCCAGAUUCUGGCUUUUCCAUACGCCCGAAAAGCGUUGUCUGGUGAAACAUUUUGCUUUCUUGAAAAAUGUUUGCUAUCAAUAUUUUUGUGCUUUGAAUAACUUAAGGUUUUUAUGACCUUCUGAUUGGCUCACAAUCAAAUUUCUUGCAAUGUUUUGUUAUUCUCCAAUCAUCUGAUUGGUCAAUUUUGUCUAAGUGGCCCCUGUUAUAGCAGUCGCACUUUAAGUGAUGUCGAUCAAUAAUACAAUAAUAUUGAACUGUGAUGUACAUCCACCCCUUGUAUGUGUACACCUCUCAAAAGAGACCACUUGAUCUAAAAUAUCUCAUUUUAACUUUUUCCCAGUCAAAGCUCUUUUAACCAGUACCAAGGGUGGCCAACAUCAAUAAAUUAUUCUCUCCUGACAAUAUCAAUACAUAAUCAAGAAAAAGUUCCUGAGAAUUAAUUAAGGGAAAAUGCUUUAUCUAUUACAUGUAUUUAAUUCUCCCAAGUACGCUAAUGUAAUUCUGUAAGGAAAUGUACAGUAUAGAGACCAGCCUGGAGCAUUAAUAGACCUUUUUACUGAUACUGCAGCCAUAUUGAAUUAAUUAGUUUUAAGGAGUAUUAUUGGAUGCCCAGCAGGCAUGAGCACAAUCAGGUAUGUACUUGCCCACUAUUUAUGUGCGCUUUUUGGGCCAAUUUUUCUUUACGUUUUCCCAGAAAAAGGUUGUAAUGGGAAAAAAGAUCGUUGUGCCGUGGUUGGAUGCAAUAAUGAUUGCCUUGUUCUCAAGAAAUAUACAUUGAAGUUCUCUUUUUGCCCGAAAAGCGUGCGUAAAUACUGAGCGAGUGCCCCCUGGGCAUCCCAUAAUACUCCUUAAAUCUAAUAAAUUCAAUAUGGCUGCCAUAUCGGUAAAAAGGUCUAUUUGUAAGCACAUAUGGGGCUUUGAACUGUUCAUCAGCACCAUCUCCUGCAAGCAUAUGCUAAAUUUUUGCAUUUUGCCUUGUCACAUAAGGGAUGUUUGUCUGAUUGUGUGAUGCCAGCAGGCUUGAACUACCCAUAUUGUAGUUUUAUUGUUAAUUUUGUCAGUUUUCAGUUAGCAUUAGUGUAUUCUUGUUGUGUCAAGAAUUUUUUGAAGUCUUUGUAAAGUGGUGCACAAUUCUUGUUGUGUCAAUAAUUUUUUGAAGUCUUUGUAAAAUGUUGAUACUGUAUUUUUCUUAAUUUUGUAGUUUCUGGUGGGUGGGGUAGGGGAAUUUUUUGCCAUUGCAUAAGCCGGGUUUUCUCAUUUGUUGCUUUCUUCUUGGAUUUUUUCUUAAUUCAAAGAUACUAUGUACAUUCCUUAAUUUUUCAUCACCAAGAUGAACAUUUCUUCUCAGUUCUGUAAUUGAUAUAUAUAACAUGUAAUGUUGAAGGAAACAUUCAGAUAUCUUUAUAGACAUAGCUCUGUAACCUGUCUUCAAAAUGAAGUAGCGCAAAGUCAUUGUGACGUGGCCCUUUGUGGGUACAUGUAUAUUACAGUGAGGAAAAACCUUUGCUUUCCUCUGUAGGAAAUUGACAGGCUUUCAGAUGAUGCCAUCUCUGUAAAUGAAAAAUUUGAUGAACUGGAACAACACCUUGACACCCACCGGCUGGGUAUGAACCUUCAAGAGACAGACGCUCUCAUUCAAGAGCAUAAAACAAAAAGGGCUGUCCUUGACAGUGUUGGAAAUCCCCUUAUACAGAGAGGAGAACAUCUGAUAAGCUCAAUAAAAGCCAAUGAACCUCCAGUUCCACCCAGCCAGAAUUUCCCAGGAAGUCCUGCAUUGGCACCAAGCCAAGAGCUCCAGCAGGUUGAGAGAAUCGUCACACAGCUUACACACAGAUGCAAUCAGCUGACUGAUAUGUGGGAAAAGAGAUGGAAAGAGUUGAUACAGUGUAUGGAUUUGCGUGAGUUUGAAGCUGGUUAUAAAAAGGUAAAGCAUCUUCAUGGUGCUGUUGUUGUGAUUUUUUUCAAACGUUGUCACUUUUUCAGACUUCAGCACUCAGUUUGAAUAAGGGUGCAUUCAAUUCGGAAAUGUGAAUCUAGAUUUUAAAAACAUGAUUUUCGUUAAAAACAGAAGAGAGGAAAUGCCCCCUUUCCCUCCCUAUACCUAGGUCGCAUUUCGCACAACAAUUUUCUCCAUUUUUCCCCACUAAGGAGCCUGCAUGAUCCCAGGCUAGGGAAACAUAAAAGGGAAAUUUGUUCCAGUCAGUGACAGAGCCUUCUCAAGAAAGAAUAUAUGCAUUUACAAUGCCUUUGUGUUUAUUAUUCUGUAGGUGAUUGACUGGGUCUUUGGAUCAGGUGAAGCUUAUUUAUCAACAUCAAGAGACAUUGGUGACUCUGUCAUUACCUGUGAGAUUUUAAGAAAAGAACAUGAGGAAUUUGAGUUAAAUGCCAGGGUAGGUUUACCUUUAUUUGCAUUAAUUUUUUAAGUUGAGACUUUCGUAGCCCUCAUCAUGUACAAUGUAUAUGCCCUUGAAAAAGUGGCAAACCCACCUCCCUUUGUAGAAUGAAUUUCGAAGUACUAGCCUGUGUACAGACCCCCCCUCCCCUCAGAAAAAAAUGCCCCUUCUGUGAUUUUUUUUUGAGGGGAGGGGGUGGGUCUGUACACAGGCUGUGAAGUAAAUGUAAAGUUCGACCAACUUGUCAGUGGUUAGUUUUAUUGAUCUUUGGAUGCAAAACUGCGAUAUUUACAUUAAACCCAAUGGCCCUUAGAGAAUUUUAUGAAGUAUGCAAACUAAGCAUAACAGUCUUCAGCCAGACAGCCACUGAUUUCUCACCACAGUCACAGAGGAGUCCACCUUAUUGAGAUGACUGAAAUGCAGUUAAGACCAGCAGGAAAAAGAGGGAGGGCUUUAUGGAGAAUUGUUAAGUUGUAGCCAAGCAAGUGAGAGUCAACAGAGACUUAAUAAGUAACUGCUGAUGUCUGCCUUGUUCUUCUUGAAGUGGCGGGGGGCAGAGUGUUAUUUUAUUUUCUUUUUGAUCGAUGCAUAUCAACGGGAAGUGGACUUUUUUGUAUUUGCUUGCGCAGUGGCUUUCAGGCCUAUCGUCUCUAUAAGAGAAAACACACUUAGCAAUGCAAAUUUGGUAGCAUCAAGGCAACUCAAGGCAUAUGAACAGGAGAUUGGCAUCACUUCCGGUUGACUUGUUUUGUUCAGAAACACCAUUACUUAAACACCCACUGUGGCUAUCUAAAUUUAGUCAUUUACAAAUUCAAGUGUUCGCCUCACAGGGUUGUUCACUUUGGAUUCUAAAUGUUAUUGACUAUGUCGCUCAAUUGCAGGAGGUGAUUAAUCACUUUGCUCAGGUCCGUGAACUGGCAAAGAAAAUGCUACAAGAGAAUCAUUAUGCAUCCAAAGAUAUUAAAACUCAGAAGGAAUUCCUGGACAGAGGCUGUCGCAGUUUUGCUAUGCGUAUGAACAGAAGGAGAGACAUCAUUCUGACGUCACUGAGGUUUCAUAAGAGUGCCGGAGAGGUAUGGUACUAUGAUUGCUUGUAAUGUUUUUUUAAAUGGCAGCGGAUUGAUGUCAUUAGGUUGGAAAGCACUUCAGCCAAUGUCAUUGAAAACUACCGAAAUGGUUCAGGCACUUGAAGUGUCUGCUGUGGGAUCAUCCAGCGAUGAGAGCCUUACGUUCCUGUUAUUUUAAAGCACAUAGAAGGCUCAGAAGAAGAUAUAAUAAAUUUGUUUAAUAUCAGCUUUAAUAGAGCGGUUUUCACUUGACUGUCGUAAAAGCAAAACCAAAGUAAAUACACUAGCCAACCAAAGGGCGUAGUAAAACCAAAACCAAAAUCAAAACCAAUUACUUUCGACAGUCAAGUGAAAACCGCUCUAUUGUAAAGUGAGACUGAAGCCACACAGCUCAAAAUUUCUAAGUGCUAGUUGAUGACGAUGAUUGACGACGCUGACAGUUUUGAUCGGCGUGGUGGCAAGAAAAAAGCAGACUGGUUCGGAGCCGUUAACGGACUGAUCAUUGUCCUUUUUGUGACCGUCAAGAAGGAUCUCUCUCAGUCUUCGAGAUUUUUAUCACCAGUUGUGAAACGAAAUAAAACGAGUCAAGGUCUGCUAUUUCUUCGCUAAGAAUAUCACUUUAGGCAAAAAGGUUUACGGUCAAGUCGCUAGAAAGUCAUCUCGCCCCAAAUUUUUAGUUAAAGCGCCCAAAAUGCCAAGUUCUGUCGCCUGAAAUUUUAUUUUACUCAACAACAUCCUAACAUCUUCAUCGCGCUUGUUUCGUUUUAUCGAGGCUUAAAGAACGAGAUAUUCAUCCCGCUUGUUUCGUCUCGUCCCCGCAUAAAGAACAUGAUAAUCACAUCCAUCUCACUUGUUUCGUCUCAGUAUCGCUUAAAGUACUAGAAAUUUUCCAUACACUUUACGGGCGACAUAACUCAGCAUUUCGGGAGACUUAAGUAAAAGUGUCGGGCGACAUAACUCUUGUCUCAGGCGAGAUGACUUUCGGGCGACUUGACCGGUUACCAGCAAAAAGCGUGGUUGAAUUGCCCUAUCAGAUCAUGAUCAGCAAUAACUUACAUGUACUUGCCUGCAUCACGAACGAAACUAAAAUGUACUUAUUAUAUAAAAGAAGAUCAUCGCAGUUAUACACGCCCCUUUUGCAGCUGCGAAAAGAAAGCCUGAAAAAAAUUCAGGCUUGUACGGGAUUCGAAGCCUUGACCUCUGUGAUAUCAGUGCAGCGCUCUACCAAUUGAGCUAACAAGCCAACUGGAAGCAGGUCGUUGAAUUGGUUUGUUAUAAACCCAUGAAAGGAUGAUGAUGAAGUUAUGAAUAUAUGAAAAUCAUAUAUGAGAACUGCGGGGUGAAGAAUUAUUUGAAAAUUUACUUUCGUCCUUAAUUUUAUUUCUGUUUCAGUGCUCGGUCCACCUAGAUGACUUGUUCGAAUUGCUAUGUUCUGACUCAGUUCUCUUGUACGACUACGAAACUGCGGAGAGCAUGCUCAAAACACUUGAAGAGAAAGCUGAAGGUAAGACUUUGACCAUUUUCAUGGAAGCACUUAAAGUAAAGUCCUUAUUGCACGUGCACGCGAAAGUAUCAUAAGUUGUGAAAUGAUAGUGUUGGACCCUGUGGGAAAAGAAAUUGGCUUUAGUAAUUUCAAUCAUUUUUGCUUAGUUAACAACGGGCUUUUUGUAUUAGCAACAACUCGCAACAAACUAGGCAACUUGCUGCAAGGGACUCUCGCCUCGUUGCAACGCUCUGUUGCUUUCGGAGUACUUCAAAUUGUCUAGUCAUUUUAUUAUUGACAUUUGAAGUGAUAUCACCGUUCAGAGCCAGUAAGAGUCGUACUGUGCACGUUCUGAUUGGUUUAAUACCUUUUUGCUUUAGGCUGUUCCUUGGAAAUGUGAGUUUUAAUUUCGAAAUUUUUAUUUCAUUACAAAAAUGUCUGCCAAUGUCUACACAAGUUUCGGUAAUUACGGUAACAAUUAUGGAAGGUUAGGAGCUUUGGAAACACUUGCCUCCCACGCGCCAUUGUAAAGUUUUCUCCUGACCUCCUCUGUUUUGGGCUUCCGUGGAAUUGGCCCUUUAAAACACAAUAAUGGUAUUCCCUAGAUUAUAGAAUGAUAACACCGACGUUGCUUUGACGGACAUUCACGUAAUCCCCCCUAUGUCUUUCGCUUCUCAACCUUUCAGAACUUCCACCUCCCGCUCUUUCCUCCCCUGCUUCUCCUACCCCUUCUGUUCCCUUUUUUCCCGGGCUCCCACCCCUUAUUUUCGCCAAACUUCUUAAUAACCCUGUCUUUAACAUACCAGCGGUCAAUUUAAUACAAUUUUUACAAGUGUAAUUUACAAUUGUAGCUAUUGUUUUAGUUUUUGGAAACAAUAGCUAAAUUACACUCGUAAACGUUUUUUUUUUAAAUUGACCCCUGGACUGCAUCCCAACUUUAGUGAAGUGGGUGCGCUUGGAAAGGCUCCUCAAUAGUUAUUUCCCAAACCUGAUGCGUCUUAUGUUUCUUCUUUAGCUGUAGCUGUAUCAUCAGAAGAAACUCUGCGAGAUGCUCUGGCCGCUCAAGAACUGAUGACUAGUCCGGUUGUUGACAUGCGCGGCGAUGACGUUACUCCCGACUACAGCAAGGGUACUGCGCAUGUGCGGCUUACACUGGACGAACUCAGGGAACGAAAGCUGCGCACAGACGAACUAUGUGAUGUGCGCAGAAUAAAACUACAACAACUGCUGCAGCUUAAACAAAGCGAAAGGGAUGCUGAACAGGUAAUAGCAGGCGGGGAAGCGAUUGCGAAAUUGUGUAAUUUGUGAAGGCUGAGUUAACCACUCUUUUGCCUCUUUGUUCUUUAUUACUUAUGUCACAUUAGAGUGGUUUUCGUUUGAGUGUCGUAAAACCAAAACCAAAGUAAUUACUCUGGCCAAUCACAUAGGACACAGACAAUACAUUGAACCAAUCAAAACUCGAAGUAAUUACGUGUGGCUGACGCAAAGCGCGGAAAAAUGCAUGCGAGCGCGUCACAAUUGGCUUUGGUUUUACUUCUGAUUGGAUGAAAAGGUGGCGCGAAUCUUUUAAGCCAAUCGCAUCGUGUAGAAAGUGCAAAACCAAUUACUUUUCGACACUCAAAUGAAAACCGCUCUAACAAGUAAAUGAUCACCAGGUUUUUAUUACCUCAAUUUCUCGAUACACUGCACUAAUUGUGGUCUCCCUGGGGGUUUUCGGAAGCAUUCGUCUUUGCUCGUUUUAGUGUGACCAUACGGCCAAACGUACAGAAAUGAUGGUCAGGUAUUAAUGUCACUGUUUCUUAGGCGACAGCAUGGAUAAGCCAGCUUCGUGACGCGACAGAACACAACCUGGGAGAUGUGGGGCGGAAUGCAGAAGAUGUAGAAGGACUGCAACAAGAGCAUGAAAAACUCGAGGCCACAUCCAGGGUAAGAUAGGAGGGGUGGGUAAGAAGUAGAGCGGUUAUCACUUGAGGGUGUCAAACGCGUGUGCUAAAUUUCAUACGCCACUUUCUUAAUCAAUCAAAAGCCGGUUAAAGUGAUUUUUUUGAGGUGCUGUACAUUUUGUGAGAGGCAAAUAUUCGAUAUACAAACCACACAUAACCCAGUCAGUGAAACGUUGUUAAGACAAGAACCACUGAAAGGAAAUACAAAGAUGUUUCCAUUCAAACUAGUGUUUAUCAAUACCGAUUUUAAGACUCGACUCUUUGUUGGUCAACAAUUUGGAGGCCUGGCUCCCCCGUCUCCUUCUCUUCAAAUCCUUUGGACACAGAUAUUUCAGGCGUUUUGAAGUUGCUCGUAUCGCAGGCUCGGUGUUGUGUCAAAUUGCAUCUUGGGUUUGUUUUUUUGGAGGGAGACGCUAUUCAGCUUUUAUAGACCUUAUUCACGAUGUCCGCCAUCUUUACCCGCGCUUUAGGAUUGAUGGGAUAAAAGCAAGGUCACGUGGUUCAUUAGCCUGCGCCACGGACGAAACUAAACUCUGGUUAAAGGGGCUGUGUCACGGCAGCCCAGUUCAUUUUGUUUAAUUUUGCGAAUUACUCGCCCUCAAUCGCUAUGGAACUUAAAGUUAGCAAAGAAAUUACACGUAAAUGACAAAAUCAGAGAUCUGAUACAAACAAAUAUGUCUCCUGAGCAUUACUGUUUUGAAGUUGCAAGCAGCAGGUAUCAACUUUGAAAAACUGUUAGGCUUAACAAUCCUUUUCAAUCUUCUUCAGUUUUGCCUAUACGUGGAAUCUGUUGUCUCUGUUAUGUUAUUUUGACCUUCCUUUAGACUUUUAAGCGGUUAUUUUUAUGUUUCUCGUAAUUUAACGGGCAUUUUGUAACUUCCUAAUUUGGCUGAAUUUCGUGACAUACAAUCAGGGACAAAAGUAGUUGACACACUUGUUUAAAACGGGUGCUUUUAGCAAACAUUUAAUUCAUCUAUUAUUUCAUUCUUUUUAAACGCCGUAAAUCCCCUCACCCCCCGAAUCAAUGUUGUCUGAAGUAAAAAAAAGACUUGAGGGUCCAAAAUUCAACAUUGAUUUUGGGGGGGAAGGGGUUGGGGUAGACAGGGGAAUGGGAUAAGUAUAUCCACUAUGCAAAAAGGGGCCAUUUUACGGAAGUGUGCCAACACUUUUGUCCCUCAUUGUCUGAAUGCAAAAUUGUGCUACUGCACACAAGUUGAGCCGUGCAUGACACUGAUUUUAACUGAAAUUAAAGAAAUCAAAGACAUAAUUAUGUUAUUGGUGGUGGGGGUGACAUUGACUUAUUCACGACCGAAUUAUAGGGCCAAUUGGAAUUACGUGAUGACGUAAUAAAAGGGCUGCGAUAUCCAGAAUUAACGUCGAUAUGGUUUACAAGCUAAAAACUAACGCUGAAACUCGCGCACAUGUACAACUUUUGAUGAAUUUCAAGGGUACGCGUACUGAAAAUGUUUUUAAUAAAGUGAAUAUUUCUCGUUCUUCACUUUAUCCGAUGGUUAAGGCGCAAACAAUCACGGGUAGGGUAAGGAUUGACACGUAGUGGGGAUAGUCACUGGCCGGCCACGGAAAUAUGGAGCGUUAGUGCGGAGCGGCCGUCACUGCGUUCAAUAUCGAAACUACGGAAAAGUGAAGGUAAAUUCAUGGCCAAUUCAAUAAAAAACUAAGGACAGCGUAGCAAACAUUGCAAGUGUCCACGAAAACAAUUACUUUCAAUCCCACCUCGUGACACCAUGAGUGACAUGAUAACGCAACGCAAAUAGCGUGACAUGAGCGCAUAUGUCUGUGUAUUUGGACUGUAUUUCUCAAGCGAAACCCUGUGUUUUUGUCUAUUGUCGGCAGAGAAAAUGAAAAGAGAGCUUUGAAACGUGAACUGGUAUUUGACUCUCAAAGAAAACGACAGCUCAAACUGAGGAAAACACUGCUUCCUUCGUGUUACAACGGUUAACCACGUUUCGGAAAACGAAAAGUAAAAUGAGUCUGUUAUGACCUCUUAAUGUCCAUAUGUAUUCUCGUGGUUAACCGUUGAAACUCCUUAUUUGCACCACAUCGCUGGAAUUUUUCUUGCCAAGAAUACGUAUUGCGAAGUACUUUCUACAUAGCGGAAUCUUCUUUUGCCUUUCGUGAGGAAUUAGCGCAUAAAAAAGGAAAAUUUUCCAGCGCACGGCCGUCAUUGAUCACAUGUUAUCCCGCUUUCCUUGUCAUCAAGUGAACUUCUGGGCAAAAGUAAUUGCUGUUUUGGCGAUGACGCAAACUGGUGUGUCUAUCUUGAAAACAAUUUCUUUGGUAUUCUGUGAUUUACGAGCUGGGAAAUGAAAUAGUUGUCCAUCCAACAUCAAUAAAAAAAUUAUGCCACUGAAUAAAUGGCAGGCGGUCAUCUAAAAUCAUUACAAAAGUACAUUCCAAAACCUGGUCUAACCUGUUCGACGCCUACCUACGCUAAAGGUUUGGAUCACUUAGGUUUGAAAAGGUCUCCAAAAAAAACACACAUCUAUAUAUAGGACAUAGCACAAACGGCUGGCCCAUCAUUUAUGAGGUUCAUAACCUGUAUAUUGUUCACGUCCUUUCACUAAUGGCACAAGUCAAUGUCAAAAAUAAUGCAUGUCCCCUCAGUUACUCUGCAGUACUUCAUUCGCUUAAGUUAAUCAUUUACCAGAACAAUUUCCAUUGCACCUUAGUGUUUCCAUCCUUUUUCCACUAUUGAUAAUACUUGUGAAAACAUUACAUCCGCUGCAACGGCAUUGAUCAUAACACAAAUGAUUUCCUCUCGACCCCACAGGGUAUCAGGAACGCGCGCGGAAGUACAAGAUUAAGUGAUGACAUACGCUUCGUACAUUUUACUCUACGUAUACUACAAAUCAGGACGAAACUUUACAAAUUGUUGUUUCUAAAAAAAACAAUUUGGCCCAUAGAGUAACGUCAUCGCACAAAAAUUCAGCAGCGUCAAAAAUCUAGCCGGAAAACACAGAUACAUAUUUCAGACAAUCAGGGACAAAAGUAGUUGACACACUUGUUUAAAACGGGUGCUUUUAGCAAACAUUUAAUUCAUCUAUUAUUUCAUUCUUUUUAAACGCCGUAAAUCCCCUCACCCCCCGAAUCAAUGUUGUCUGAAGUAAAAAAAAGACUUGAGGGUCCAAAAUUCAACAUUGAUUUUGGGGGGGAAGGGGUUGGGGUAGACAGGGGAAUGGGAUAAGUAUAUCCACUAUGCAAAAAGGGGCCAUUUUACGGAAGUGUGCCAACACUUUUGUCCCUCAUUGUAGCUCCUUUAUUUCCGUCUGCGAAACAGCUCUGAAAUCCUUGUUCUGGGCCCCCACCUGUGUACCAGGAUUUGUACCAGGAUAGUCGAUUGGUCAAUCAAGAUGAAAGGAAAUUCGAAACGCCCUUCCGGUAAUCUGUUAAGUCCAUUGGGGGCCCAGAACAACGAUCUCGGCGCUGCUUCGAUUCGCAGACGUUACUUACCGAGGUUAAAUUACGUGUACGACGCAGGCGCUAGUAGUUCAUGUAUUUCGGGGAAAACAAGCGACUAAUUAGCCAAUACGAGAAAUCGCUGUCGAGUUUUUUUAUUCUCUCAAGAGUCUUCAAAGAGUACAGUUCGAGUUUCGGCAAGUUCUGUGUUAUUAUUUCUUGCUGCGAGGAUAUCUACGGUCGCCACUGUAUCCAAAAAAGUGCCACGAUCACCUCCACCCAUAAUUUGCCAUUUCUGUUCUCUAGAAUAAACAAACUCGAUCGUGAUUUCUUGUACUGGCAGACUUUGUCACUCGUUUGUCCCUGAGAAAAUCACGUGACUUCGCUUUUAUCCCAUCAGCCCUUAAGCGCGUUCAAAGAUGGCGAGUAUCGUGAAUGAGGUCUAUGGGCUACACGACAUUGCGCAGGUCAAAAUUUGUAUCUACAAAACAGUCCCAACUCCCACAAUGUAGACCGACAAAACACCGACCAUGCGCAGCUUCCAGAUGGCCAAUACAAGGCUCCAAUCUUUAUACACUUUAUACACUUAUACACUUUAUUAUUAUUAUUAACAAGCUACAUUUACAUAUAGUCCAUUUCCGCCCGCAAAUAGCAGGUGCUAGUCGAGGCGGGCGGAGAUAAUAGGUACAGCAGUCAGUAACAAAUAAAUAAAGUAUUGAAAAUUUUUUUACACUGUGAUUUAUUACAAUUAGUGUGACCAUACGGCCAAACGUACAGAAAUGAUGGUCAGGUAUUAAUGUCACUGUUUCUUAGGCGACAGCAUGGAUAAGCCAGCUUCGUGACGCGACAGAACACAACCUGGGAGAUGUGGGGCGGAAUUCAGAAGAUGUAGAAGGACUGCAACAAGAGCAUGAAAAACUCGAGGCCACAUCCAGGGUAAGAUAGGAGGGGUGGGUAAGUAGUAGAGCGGUUAUCACUUGAGGGUGUCAAACGCGUGUGCUAAAUUUCAUACGCCACUUUCUUAAUCAAUCAAAAGCCGGUUGUAGUGAUUUUUUUGAGGUGCUUCACAUUUUGUGACAGGCAAAUAUUCGAUAUACAAACUACACGUAACCCAGUCAGUGAAACGUUGUUAAGACAAGAACCACUGAAAGGAAAUACAAAGAUGUUUCCAUUCAAACUAGUUUUGCGUUUUUCUUCCUAUUAUUAGUAGAAUUCAGAGGCCUGAUCCAUACAGUGUUUAUCACUACCGAUUUUAAGACUCGACUCUUUUUUGGUCAUCAAUUUGGAGGUCUGACUCCCCCGUCUCCUUCUCUUCAAAUCCUUUGCACACAGAUAUUUCAGGCCUUUUGAAGUUGCUCGUAUCGCAGGCUCUGUGUUGUGUCAAAUUGCCUCUUGCGACUGUUUUUUGGAGGGGGACGCUAUUGCUUUUAUAGACCUUAUUCACGAUGUCCGCCAUCUUUGCCCGCGCUUGAGGAUUGAUGGGAUAAAAGCAAUGUCACGUGGUUCAUUAGCCUGCGCCACAGACGAAAUUAAACUCUGGUUAAAGGGGCUGUGUGACGGCAGUCCAGUUCAUUUUGUUUAAUUUUGCCAAUUACUCGCCCUCAAUAGCUAUGGAACUUAAAGUAAGCAAAGAAAUUACAUGUAAAUGACAAAAUCAGAGAUCCGAGACAAACAAAUGUGUCUCCUGAACGUUAUUUUUGAACUUGCAAGCAGCAGGGAUCAACUUUGAAAAACUGUUAGGCUGAACAGUUUUCAAAAACCCUUAUUUCAAUCCGUUUCAAUCUUCUUCAGUUUUGCCUACACGUGGAAUCUGUUGUUUAUGUUAUGUUAUUUUAACCUUCCUUUAGCGGUUAUUUUUAUGUUUCUCGUAAUUUAACGGGCGUUUUGUAAGUUCCUAAUUUGGCUGAAUUUCGUGCCACAGCUCCUUUAAGUCCGUCUGCGAAACAGUGCUGAAAUCUUUGUUCUGGGCCCCCACCUGUGUACCAGGAUUUGAGUAUGCGCCGUGAUUGGCCUGUGAAAAAAGCCAUAGUCGAUUGGUCAAUUAAGAUGAAAGGAAAGUCAAAACGCCCUUCUGGUAAUCUGUUGAGUCUGUUGGGGGCCCAGAACAAGGAUCUCGACGCUGCUUCGAUUCGCAGACGUUACUUACCGAGGUUAAAUUACGUGUACGACGCAGGCGCUAGUGGUUUAUGUAUUUCGGGGGGAAACAAGCGACAAAUUAGCCAAUACAAGAAGUCGUUGUCGAGUUUGUUUAUUCUCUCAAGAGUCUUCAAAGAGUACAGUUCGAGUUUCGGCUAGUUCUGUGUUAUUAUUUCUUGCUGCGAGGACAUCUACGGUCGCUACUGUAUCCAAAAAAGUGCCACUAUCACUUCCACCAAGUAUUACCCCUUCCACCCAUAAUUUGCCAUUUCUGUUGUCUAGAAUAAACAAACUCGAUUCUUGUACUGGAAGACUUUAUCACUCGUUUGUCCCCUGAGAAACCACGUGACUUCGCUUUUAUCCCAUCAGCCCUUAAGCGCGUUCAAAGAUGGCGAGUAUCGUGAACGAGGUCUAUGGGCUAUCACGACAUUGCGCAGGACAUGAGGUCAAAAUUUGUAUCUACAAAACAGUCCCAACUCCCAUAAUGUAUACCGACAAAACACCGACCAUGCGCAGCUUCCAGAUGGCCAAUACAAGGCUCCAAUCUCUGGAUUGUUACAAACGUAUUGAAAAAUUUUUUACACUGUGAUUUAUUACAGAGCACGUAUGAUUAUGGGCGACAGUUUCUUCAAGCUUCGUUAGUUCUUCGCCGAACAUGCCGCUAUGAACUGUCACCAAACUACGAAAUGGAGGAGAAAUUGAACAACGCGUGGAGUGACUUCUCAUCUGUCAUGGCAGAACGAGGCGCCAGGUUAUCUGUGGCGCUCAUGUUUCAUCGGAGCGCUGAAAAGGUUAGAACGAUCAUCAUCCAACUUCUCCUUGCAAUUGUCCUGUCAUUUAGAUUGGUGGUGAGAAAUUUAAAAUCUCUUGGGAGGUUACCCGUUUAUGCAUUAACCGGCCCCAACCACACCAAUGAAACCUUGUUCCACAAACCACAUGUGACGUAACAAGCUUUAAACAUUCAAAGAUAAUUUUGACGUUCAGCUUGCUAGAGGCUAGAGAAGCAGUGGUCUUCCAAACAAAGUCCAAGCCUGCGCCAUUCGAUCAAACACGCCAGAGGUACGCCAAAAAACUCGGCUAACUUUCAGCGUGAUGAAUUAAGGAAUAAGAAAAGCUAAAACCAAAGCAAAAGGAAAACCUGAGCUAGCAAUUUACCUUCCUUGUCGAAAGAUUUCAAAGCUAUCUAUGUGUAUGAUCGAACCUCGACAGCUUUAUUUUCGACCAGGAACGAGAGCUAGAGUUUUACAUAAUCUGACGCUAUGCAUAAUUUUUGGUAAAAUUAGUAGCUAAGUCCAUUGAGACGUAAUUUCUUUUAAUUCCAGUUGGUUCAACAAAUUGAGGAGCUUAGGGAUGCAUACCUGAACGAGGAACUUCCAGAAGACCUUACAGCUGCAGCCGUGGAACAAGAAAUCAGUCGACACUCUGACACCAGGCAUGCGAUCGACAAAGAAUACGCCGAGACAGUUGCCAUGGGAAAAGCGUUGAUUGACAGAAUGCAAUUGCCUCCUCUCUAUGGUGAAGACGGGGAGCCCAAUCGUCCACCCCACCUCUUAGAAGAAUGUCUCAUGGACUUGGAAGAUAGAAAGAUCGCGUGGGAGAGGGUGUGGAAAGAUCGAGACGAGAGAUUACAUCACUGGUUGAAGCUCGGGGAUUAUGAACAAGAAAUAAACGAGGUAGAAGCAAGUUGUUGAAAUAUUAAUGCGCAGACAUUGUUACAGUCAGACCUGCACUGAUCAGACUAAGAGUAUUCCCUUAUUUUCCUUAGAGAUAGCAGAGCGAAAAUCACCAGCCGCGAGCAACGUGUCACGCAUCUCCUCGCGCGUGGCAAUUUUCACUUGCGCUUGCGUCCUAUUUCUAUCCUUUACACUAUCUUUACACUUUGCACCACCCGAACUUGUGUUUGGACAUGAGUUUGGACAUGAAUAUUUUACUGUGUUGACUGUUGUUGUCAACAAAACACUGUGAUGUCGUUUCUUUCCUUCUUUAAGCUGCUCCAGUGGGUAAAGGACAGAACUAACGAAACCGAAGAAAACCGACACCGGAUCGGUGAAAAUCUGGCCGAGGCUGAAGCACUCUCCGCGGAUCUCCAGGAACUGGAGGCGAGGCUAAAGGUUUGUGUUGCCCGCAAUGCAUUGUUUGGAGAAGACGGGCGAGUUCAUCGUGACCACACUGCUUACAUUUAGGUUCAUAAGCAUAAUAGUUUACCCAAACAAGCUGUCGCGGUAACUAAAGUAAUGUGAGAUGGUAGUUGUCGCAAUCGCAGCUGUCAUGUACCACUGAAUUGCUGGGUAGCAAAAAAUGCUAAUUGAAAAAUGCCACGAGUUUUUCAAGCCAAUCUUUUCGACUAGUAUCUAGUAUAUUGGAGUAAUUCUAAUUGAUCUUAUAAUUUUGUUCAGAGCUGCCAUUUAUUAAGCUUGAUCAGAGAACGAUGAGUGUAUGGUAUCAAGGCAAAACCUGCCUAAGGAUUGUGGGUAUCAUUGCGGAACAAUAUGAUUCUUUUUAAAGGAAAAGGGUAUCUAUAGUCCAAGACGCGUAUCCCUUCCAAUUUUAUGCGAGUUCCUCCACCCUAACGUCCAUAUUUUGAGAGACAAGUCAAUUCAAAAGGCCGUAGAUAACGAGGAUAGCAAAGAGUCGCCCUGUAGCGUAGCAUCGGGUUUUUACUCGGAAAAAGCGAAGAAAAGAGCUGAUGUAAGAACCAAUAGUUACGUUUAUCAUAAACAACAGUGUUGUAGUUAAUUUUUUAUCUCACGUAAUUUUUAUUUUUCUUUUGUUUAAACUUUACCCAAAAGCAAAAGAAAAACAACAAUUACCUGAGAUAAUAUAUUAACUACAACAUUUAUACUUCCUCAAAACCACCUUUUAUCGCACUUGAUCAUUCUGUUACGAGGUACAUGUAGGCUCUCGACAACUAUCAAAACUAAGUUGAAACCCCUUUCCCGAAAAUAAUGUUGUUUAAAUGGCUGUGGCUAGAGCCCAUUUCUGAAUCAACUUAUCAUAAGGGUUGGGCGAAAUGAGAAGCAAUUUUCGUGAAUAAUCUAUAAAGCCUUGCUAUUUUGGAUAAAGUAUCAUUUUUAUGGCGUUUUCUUUCCGAUUUUCUGGAAUCCCUUUCUAUGUCUUUGACGAGUGCUAUUCAGUUCGCCACAGUGGCACACAUUGAAGUAAACAUGACGUUGUACUAUUGUAUCAGUCAACUCGAUCUCGAGAAGACAGUUCGCAUAGAGUUUCUCCCUGGCGGGAACUCCCAUAGGAUGCUUGUCGCCUUGCCCAGGGGUGUAAAGUUGCAUCUCCGUCUCUUUCAUAUAAGAGUUUCCUCGCCAAUUUGACCUGCAUUAAACUUAGGGGCGAAUAAUAAAGAGGUUCUUGCGCUGCUGAAAUGUAUAAAAAACGCCAGGGACGUGUGAUAGACAAACAGUUAGGUACCUUAAGCAACGACGACGGCGACACCAAGGAGAGCGGCGAAAAAGCCAUACGUUUAGAUUGGCAAAACAACAACUUUGCACGUGCAUCACUCUUUUUUGUACAUUUCUUUACAGUCGUUGCAUGACGACGACGGGAAACCUCCUAAUUUCACGUUUUACGGCGGACGUGAACUCAAGACAACGAUUUUCUUUUUUUCUUUUGUGGACUCAGAUACCGGCCCGGGCUCAGAUACAGCCCUUUAGAAUACAACUCCUGAGAAAAAUAGCAAUCAUUUUUACAAAUUAAGAGCAGUGAAGUUUGAAACAGCGGGAAUUCACUUCUUGGGUGGCGAUUACUCUGCCGUUGCCGUCGUCGUUGCUUUAAGCUCCCUAUCAAUAAGAGACUUCAAGAUUCCACGGCUGCGACGACAACGAGAACGUCAGUAAAGCAAUUGGUUGAACAGGCAAACGACAACUCUGCACGUGCAUCACGCUCUUUUGUACAUUUCUUUACCGCACUGCGCGACUACGACGGGAAAAUGCCUAAUUUCACGUUUCAUAGAGGACGUAAACAACCGACGGCUUGAUUUUCUCUCUCUUUCUGAACUUGAAUGUGGUUCUUAGGAGUUCGGCUCAAAAAGAGUUCGCUUGCAUUUGACAAAGUAAACGAGUUCGAGUAAUCACGAUAGAGAUUGAAAGAACGCAAAUUCACUUUUUAAGCGACGUUUUCGUGGCCGUGGCCGUCGUGGUAUCUUAAACUCCCUAAUGUCCAGGCGAUCGGGACGAUCAUAUGGAAACUCUACCCGGACGAUCGCAAACGACCCGGACGACCGAGACGACUCCCGGAGACGACCUUGAUCGCUUGGAUAGAAUUGAGUUCUAUCCGAACAACUGGGACGAUGAUCGUGUAAAAUUUGAAGAGAUCAUAUGAAAACGCAAACUCAAAAAUGAUUUAUCCACUUGACAAGAAUUUCGUAUCUAUCGCGGAACUGAUCGACUGAAGUGUUGGAGUCUUGAAAACGUUUCUUUCGCAGUUAUUGAUUGACGGACCCUCCAAGCUUUUGCACGAUAUAAAAUCAAAGUACAGUCCGCUCGUACUAGUUGUGGAGAGAAUCGACGGUUUAUCAAAAUUUCAUUUUCUAGAUAUUAAUAAUAGGUUUGGUCACGGUUUAUUUUGUUCAUUAUAUGGUCCCUUGGAGGAAAGAACACGCCAGAAAUAGCAAAAAUGUUUGUGGUGAAGUAUUUCACGAAAAUAGCUUUGUCUUUUUCAGUGUUAUGACAGCUCGUGUCACGCUAUAUUUUUUAUCAACACGUAAGAUUUUUAGCAGUUAUAGAAAAGUGUCAUUCAAGUCACCUUUGUAAAUAGUUCGUAUGACAGUGUUGUCAUGUUUUAAAGUUGGAUCAAGCAAUAUCCACUUGAAAUUUCGUUCUAAGAACUAAACAACCCUUUACACUCGCUCUCUCAAGUCAGACGUGUAACUUGAUUCCCUCUUCGUCGGCCUCAAAUUUCGCGGUAACGCGGGAUUUGAGUGUAAACAUUCGCAAAAAGAAUGAGAAGUAUUUGUUCACUGGGGUGUGGAGACGUCUUUGGAAUUUUGUCUGGUGUCAAAUGUGUUGGUACACUCGGCAUUGUAAGUUUGCAUAAAUAAUCAGCCUUUAACUGUCGAGCUGUAAUUUGGCUGACCUGCUCAUUCAUCCCUUUUUGAUAUUUCUGUUUUUGGGCUGGAUUUCGAUUGCGGACAAUUCUGAGAAAGGUAGGUACUAUCGAUCGAUGCAUUUUCGUGUUCUGUGCAAGUCAUUUCUUUUAUCUAUCGGCAUGCAGAAUUUACAUGCUUUUAAUGGUAAGCCAUUUCAGUGUCAUGAUUACUUCAUCGAAGCUAACCAGCGUAAAUUUGCUACAAUUCUGUGCAUUCGACGAAGCGUUUGAUCGGAGUAAUUAAGCUGUCGCUUUAGUUCUUAUUUCCAACGCUUGAUUUGGAGGGGUUUUCAUCCAUGAUUGCUAUCAGUGUUUUAUUUUUAUGCCUGAGAAUUCUUGCCAGCAUAAGGGCAACCGAUCAUUGUGUUGAUGAAUAAAUACCAUUGAUCAAAUUUGUAUACAACUCCUCAAUGAAAUAUUCGGUGUUAAAAUAAGCUGUAAAGGAUGUCUUUGCUAUCGCUUCUCUCUAUCUGGUGCAAAGCUUUAAGUCUCGGUGAACGGUAUAGUCGACGUGAUUAUUAGCUUUAAGUUUUUCUUUGUACGAAUUGGCAACUUCUGUAAAGUGCUUGGAUUAUCGAAGUACUUUGUCAACCACAAACUCUAUUUAAACCUGCGGCUUUGGUUUGCUCCUCCGGCGUCCAACCUCGCAGAAUUGUUAAAAGUCAUAUCACAAUUAUGCGCCCAGUGUUUGUCCGUAACGGGCGUUUUCAUGAACUGACUUUCUGAUCUAAUCGAAAGGUUUGAUCGAACCUUACGAUUAAUUAACAUUACUUCCAUCAAUUAGCUUCGUGCAUGGUAAUUUCGUUCAGUGUGUUUCGAAUGCUGGUGUUAAGAAACAUGGCUUACAGAAUUAGAACAUCGAGUGUAUUGCCGGCAGUGGUGUUUCAAAUUACGUAUUAAUAUAAUUAUUUCAAUUUUCGUUCAGGUUGUCUGAAAGCUGGAAAUGCGAAUGUACUCGUUCCUAAAGCACCUUCUUCAGUGAUCUCAAAAGUCUUGAUAAGAUUAAACUUAAUCAAAGCGUCUCAGUAUGAUAUUGAACUCACGUCGCAAUUUCUUUUAUAUAGAAUUCAGAACCUUGAUGACAGAAGUAAAAAUUCAAGAGAUUCCUUGGAGUCACUCAACGUUCUGCUCGUGUAUUUAUAUUUUUGAAAUGAAGUUUGUGUAUUCCGAGAAGUUUCAUACAGAGUAUAACAAAGAAAUGUCUGUGCGCGUCGUAACCUUCGUCAAUAGAUUUUCGGAAGGGAGUCUGUCACGCCGUCCCAGGUCAUUAGGGCAAUUACUAUAUCGCUCAAAUUAAUUAAAUCGAAAUAUCCGCUAAAAACAGCUGCUUGGAAAUGCAACUUCUACGUCAUUUUUCCGUCUACGAGUAAAGAGAGCGAAAAAAUGCUAUGCAGAAUGUGAGGAAUUCUGGUUUUAAAAAUUACCAGAGAGAGAAAUAGUUUUUAAUAGUUGCAGAAAUUUAUCACCAAUCUGCCACAUAUGUUUUAAGGCUGAAUUAUUUGGCAGAAUUGAGUAAAAAACGUGACAGGUAAAACAGGUUUUUCUUUAAACAUGUAGCUUAAAUAUUUGUAGUGUUAAAUGCACAAGCAUGUUUACAAAGUCUUUCUGUAAACACAUAAAAAAAGUCCAGAUUUUCCCUUCAUUUCAGACUUUGAAAUUCACAUGUACUGAAUCUUGUGAUUAUAAUGUUCAAUUUUCCACCCCUUUUCAUUAGGAUUUUGAUUUCUGCAAAAGGGAUUUUGUCCCAGUUUUUUUGACUUAGAAAGAGAGCUGAUUGGCGGUCAAUACGGAUCAAUCAACAUGAUUGUUAAACAAUAAGAAAUUAAUCAUUAUAAUUAGCAGCUGUUGUCAAGUAGUUGUUACCAAAAAUAACAACUUGGAAGUAAGCUAGCUUUCUUACAAAAUUAGUUUUUUGAUUUCCCCAAAGGUGGUUGAUAUCUUUUGGACGAGUCAAAACAAAAUAAUAAUUAUUUAUGUGCAAAAUUAAAUGUCAUUAGUACCUUUUUUUCCCAUUCCACUCCAGUAAGCCAACACCAUGAAAUGAGGUCAAGACGCUUAAAAAUCACUUUAUUUGGUCAAACCAGGCCUCAGGCCUUUUGUCCAGUAGAAUUUUGGAAUGGUCUAGUGAGUGCCCUACAAUAAGAAAAUACAGAACAAUUCAUGAAUUGCAACCAAAAUUAAAUGAAAGGCAGGAUUCUGGAUUUCAAAGCAAAAUGGGCGUUAGAUUUGGGAUUGAAAGUAUGUGCGAGAUGUGUGAUGCCUAAAAUAACCACUGGAUUACAGAAUUGAAUGUAAAUUUGGGUUGGGUUGACAGGAUUGUAGAACCCGUUUGGGGACCCUCUUGUAAGGCAAUUAAUAACUCGAUAACUUACCUUUAGGACAAAGAGAAAGAAGUUGCUGAUCUUAUCCAGCUGAUCAAGUCUUUGACGUCAACAGAAGAGGACGGAGCUAGGCCUUAUGGAAGAAUGGCAGAUUCCCUAGAGGAGGCCUGGAAUGACCUCAAUGUCCAAUUAGAAGGAAGGAGAAUACUGCUGGACACUUCUGUUGCCUUUCAUCAUAGUGUUGAGCAGGUAUGUAUUGUUUUCUUAGGGCGCUUACCAUUCAUCAGGGUUUACAGUCGUUUAGCCUACGAUUCGUUUUGCCAACGUCCUGUUCGCUAAUGUCUUAGGUCGUUUCGCUUACAUGUUAGAUCAGUUCCCUAACUGCUUUUGCCUGAUCAGUGGCUGAAAGAACGAGGUAUGUACUUGUGUAACACACUUUUUUGUUUCAUGGCUGAGAGAACAAGGUAUAUACAGGCGCAGCGACUGUUUUGCUUCUUAGUGGAAGGACAUAAGAUGUUAGCAAGAGGGCAUUAGCUAAAUGACUCGUAGGCGAAAUGACCUGUCACCUUUAUCAGAACUGGCUAGCCAGACCAGUCCAGUUGUCAAGGGGAUUGCACUAUUAAUCCAGACUAUCCAGUCAGGUCAGUUUAAUUCUUCUAAAUGGUAUGCAUAGCAGUGAUGGGUUUGUAGGCUUUUUUCCGAAAAGUGAAUAUUUCAUUUUCAAAAUGACAGGUCUGGCAGGCCAGUUUGAAGUUUCAUGUUCACACUUGGUGCCUGGGUAGUGGCAGAAAGUGGUGGUGUGUUCACGUCCAGGGGUACGCACCUGAUAUAUAUCUGUGUGCAUAUAUUUGUUGCACCUCUUUGGGGUGUUGGAUUAACCAAUCCAAAACAGUUUUCCUUUAUCUAUUCUUUCAUUGACCAUAGAGGAAUGGUGUGAAAAUGUUUAAAACUCAAGUGGAACCGAGUGGUUUCACUGCAAAGCGAUCAACAGAGAAAAACAAAGUAUAUGGUAUGGUUUGAUAUUAACUCCAGGGUUGCCACGGUCAGGGAGAAGCAAGGGGAAAACGAAAAUUUUUCAAGGUCGGGGAAAAGUCAGGGAAUUUUUUAAAAAGUCAAGGAAAAUCUUUGAUAUUGUCAAAAUCAGUGAAUUGUCAGGGAAUUCUGUUUUUUGGUUUAUAGUUCAUACGUUUUCUUUAAGAUUUAAAAAAUGCAUUUUCUUUUGGGAAAGAUGAAAAGUAUGCUCCAAAGCAAGCAAAGCGAUCAAUUAGACUUUCUAUGCCUUACUCAUGUAGCAGUUGUGGUCAUUGGUUUUCGUUGUGAAUGCUUUCUUCCAAAUUCCUUCGUCUUCUUUCUGCGAAUAGUGGAAAGAGGUUGAAAAUGAAGAGAAAAAGAUUGAUGGCGCACAAGAAAAGCUAAAGCAAAUGUAAACAUUGAUUGUUUCUCAUUAAUAAAAGGUCAGUGAAAACUGUUUAAAGGUCACUGAGAAGUCAGGGAAAAGUCGGGGAACUUUUAACAAAUCUGAUGAGUGGCAACCCUGAACUCUCACUGACCAUUUAAAUAUUAUAGCUCUCGAGCAAUCAGUGUGCAAGAAAUCAAUCAGUUAUGGUAAAAGCUAAUAUCAUUUUGAAAUGUGAGCAUAGCGGCGAGUUAUUUGUUUAAAAAUUUCUAUUUAUUACAUGUACAUUUUAAAACUGUGUCAUUGUUCAGAAGAUACACAUACAUUGUAUAGUCAAGAACAGAAAAACAACAGUUCAAAAUUAAAUAACCCAGAAAAAAAAAUCAUGAACAAUUACUCAUAUGUAAAAAAAAAAACAACGGAAAAAAGUUGCUUUUUGGAAAUAGGACUUUUAACAAACGUUCCUUUUAAGUUUGAUUUGUUUUCUGGAUGUGUGGGGGGUGUGAUUUCAGCAGGGAAGGCUGGGGAACAAGUCAAGAGAAAUCUUUUUGUAAAUAGAGAGGAAAACUGUGAUGUCAUGUUACUAUGGUAGCAGAAUUUCUGGAUCUAAACAGUCUUUCUUGACAGAGACAGCCAUCUGCAGUAUCAAACAAUGGAAGAAAAGUAUGGGCUACCAUUUUGUUCCUGAGUGGAUAUCAUGCACAGGAAAUUCAUACUUGUCAUUUUUUUUAUUUUUUUUCUGCCAUAGUUUGUCAAGAUCAGGACAUUAAUUUUUGCUACCAUGGCAACAUGAUGUAACAACUUUUAUUCUCUAUGCACACAUUGUAAUAAAAGAGACUCUGUAGACAUGUAGAUAGUUACAUGUAUUAUUAACCAUUGCAGAUCACUAUACAGCUCUAUUUGAUUAUGUUUAUGAUGUAAUUAAUCAAACUUCAAGUUUCUAAGUAAAAGACAUAAUUUAUCAACAUUUUUUCCUUCAAUCAGUUUGCUUUUGAUAACAGUAAUUAAAGUGAUUAAAUGGAGAAAUUACUUUUAGUAUGUUGUCUUUUACAUCAUAGUUAACAUAGAAAUCAUUAAAAGCAACAAAUAAUGAUUAUGGUGCAGAUUGCAAUUAUUGCGUGACUUAAUUAAAAAUAAAAUUCAGUCAAUGCUAGUUAUGGUUAUGAAGGCAUCAUAAACACAUCUUGACUAUAAUCAUCUCAAGAGAUUAGAAAUCUUUUGAUUGUGUGGUACUUGACCUUGUUCUCAUGUCAGAAGUAUUUUUUUAGUUUCUUGUAAAGAGUGGUUGAAGCUUGUCUUAAAGGAUAUUUUAUGUUGGGUUGAGUGCAUCACUUUAGCCAUGAGGUGUAUUUUUAGUUGGUGUUAUAUUGUACAAAGGCAUGCAUGGAAGAACAGACAAAACAACUCUGCCCUUUUAAGAACACUCUUGACCUAAACAAUCUUUGGAAUUUUCAACAAAAAUGAGUUAAUCAUUAAUGACACAGAGUUUAAGCCUUUUAUGGGAAGAUUUUUGCUUUUGGAUCUUUAGUUUGUUCUUCACAAUAUCUGUUUUUUACUUGUGCAAAGAUAUGUCCUCCCUCCUCUUGUUAUUCACAUGAAAUUGUUGUCAAGCUAUUGCUCUGUAAGUAAGCAAUUUUUCUCAGGUGUUUGGUGUAAAAUUAUUAUCUAAUAUGAUCUUUAUGAAGCAAUUGGCUGUAGUUCUUGUUCUGUCCAUUUGACGACUUGUUGAUAUUCGUGUUGCAUAAUCUUUUUAAAAUGACCAGUUUAAUAGUUUUGGUUGAUAAAGCUGAACUUUGCAUGCAUCAAAUACUAGUUAUAUAUGCUCAGAGUUAUUUCUAGUAAGUAACAGGAGAUAGCUUGAGCUAAUAGAAAGCAUUCUGCUUAUUAAUUACUACAUAAAAAUAUGAUUCAUAUGAUUCUUGUCUUUUUCUUAAUAUUUUACUUGUGUCUAGGUAACUGGAAUCAGUUGUACAUUACUUAAAUAAGAUAUAAGUAAGCCUUUCUGCUAUUUAUAUAACUAGUGGUUUUGUAAUGCUACUAGCCAAUAAACCUGAAAACUUUCCCGGACAAAUGGACUACUUCUAAAAAAGGUCAAACAUUGAUUCCAUUCAUAUAUUCAUUCUAAACUUUCCACUGAUGCUAGAUUCAAAAUAAAUAACCACUGAUAACUAAAGGUACUACAUGUAUGAAUGUAGUAUUUUUGUGUACAUGCAAGGAUAUUCAUCCAGCUUGUAACAGAUAAGGAAGUGUUUGCUGUGGUUUUGUUUUGAAAGUGUAUUUCUUGGAUGACUUAAUUUAAAAGUAAAUGAUCAUUGCUGGUAGAAAACAGUGCAAUAUAAGUUUGAGUAUUGAUAAUAUUUUUUGUUCCAAAUUUAUUAAAAGUUUUCAAGAUCAUUGUGAGUUGCAUGGUAAAUCUCUGUCCAUCAUUCUAUAACAUUCUAGUGAUUUCCUGAAAGGAUCUGAAUGUUUUUUGACUUAACCUCCAUGUCAGCUUUUUCACUAAAUAUAAUUAAAGGUGUAUUUUAUCAUUAUUUUCUAUCAUGAGAGGAAUGUUGAUUACCUUGUUACCUGUGUCUAUAAAUAGCUAAGAUUGUAUUGUACUGUGUUGACCAAACUUCCUCUAGUUCAGAAUUUAAGUGCACUACUCCAACUGUUCACAGAUGUAACCACAAGACUAUACAUUUAGCCAUUUCAGCUAAGGUAAUAAUGAUGUUAACUCCAAAAUUGAUUGUUUUCCACUAAGCAGAGGAGUAGUGAUCAGGUCAGCCAUUCAAAAAUAAUUACUCAUAUACAGUGUGCUUACUAACCCACUAAAAUGUUAAUAAAGUGCAUAAAUAUAAAGUGUAAAUGAAUGAUGGAGGGAAAAUACUGUGGUAAUGUCAGUGAAUGGUUUGGUACCCUGUGUGUGCCAAGGUUAUUACAGUUCUUAAAAGGACGAUGUUUAAUGCUACAGACGGUUUGGAUUUAGUAAAUGUUGUAUUGUCUGCUGUGUUGUUUAUUUGAAUGAUUGUUAGCCCUGUAAGUCGCACAAGUCACCAAUGUCAAUUUUCUCCAAACAAUGUAAUAUCAAUACAUACACAAAUUAUGUAGUCAAGAAAAUAAUUAUGAGAAUUACUAAAAUGAUCACCCAAGGAAAAAUGCUUUGAUCAUAUAUGAAUUUGUCUCAACCAAUAUUUUUAAAAAAUGUAUGGAAAUGAGUCUGGAGGAUUUCUAUGUGGAUAUUGGGGCUUAAAGGGUUAUUAGAUCAUUAAGCUGGGAGGCAGUGUCCCAAUGGUAUGUACUUACUCACACUUCGUCACCAUCAUUUCAAUGUAUAAAGUCAUAAUUUUUUUAAUAUGCAUACAGCAACUUGAGCACAGAUGUACACAUGCUUAAGGUUGAUCGCACUACAGUGGUCUGCAUCCCUUACUCUUUUCUGGGCCUGUGGUUUCCUGUCCUUACCCUUAAAAGAUCGUCUACUUCUGUUUGCUUCUGCAACUUAACCUUGACAUGUAAAAAUUAUUCAUUUUACUCACCUACCUACAGCAUGUAUUAAUAUCUUCUUGUUUCGGAUGUUGUGGGGGUGGGGCAAAGGCAGCAAAUUUUCCCUUUCAGACUAUGUCGAAGCACCUUGAGGAUGCUUCCUUCCUCUAGGAUACCUCAUGCAAAGGAGCUUCCAGGCUGUUAAUUCCAUAUAGAUUGCACAUAACAACUCAAAAUUUUAGUGACAGGACUAAUAGCUGUUCUGAAUAAUCAAUAUCGGCUGAUGGCAGAUGUUCAUGCAGUUACUGCUUUUAUAUGGGAUCAUUCUAUUCUAACUCUUUUUUUGUUCUGAACAGUUCUCUGACAAACUUGAUGCAACACAAGAUGAAAUCAGCCAAGUCCUUUUGGCAGAAGAUGUCACUUCAUCGUCUUCAUUACUUCAUCAACAUCAAGAGUUAAGAAAAAGUGUCCUCGAAUUAUCAAUGCAGACAUUAUCCAAAGGACAGGCACUUCUGGACAGAUUGCGAGAGGCUAGUACACAUGCUGACAUCAACAACCAACAUGCCACAAAGGCAGCAUGUUACAGUGUUGAGCGUAUUCUAGAGGCACUGCAACAUCGUCGCCAACAGCUUGAUGUACAGUGGAAAGAAAGGAAGAGGGUUCUAGAGCAGUGCAUCAAGCGGUGCAAGAUUGAUGAAGAGAUAAACAAGGUAAUUUUUUUAGUGUUAUAUGGGUGGAUAUGCAACCAUUGUGAUGAUAAGUGCUUAUUGAGGGGUUGUGAAUGAAAAUUAUCUUAGACUCAUUAUUUAAAAUUUGUGUCCAUGUGGCAAGAUGUUUAAAACUUGAAGACAGAAAGACUUUUGUCUUAUCAGUUUUUGAAAUAAUACUUUGAGUUUCCAACACUCAAAGUUUAGUUUUCCACUCUAUUAACGAAUGGUUAGCUAAAAAAUUACAUUAUAGUACAAAUAUAAGAAUGUAUUUUCUUAAAGUUUCACUUAUCCCAGUGGGCAUCAUCAUAGGACCUUAGGACCUGUCAAUGAGUACCUAUUGUGUCUAUCAGUUUCCAUUGAUUUAGUAUGAGGGGUCAUACGUUACUCGUUGCCUAUCAGCUUUUUCCACCCACUGGCAGUUUGGUAAAGUCCUCUAAAUAUGAAGUGUUGAUAAUUAUCCCUGAAACCUUUAGAGGGGAUUAGAUAGUGAAAUACAGUUGAACCUCCUAUAAGUGACCAUCCAAAAUACAAAUAUUUAGUGGUUGCUUAUGAGAAUUAAUGGGGUCUUUUCCACACACAUCUACUUUUUGGAAGAGAAUUUAUGGCAUGCAAUUUCUAAGUUACCCAUAGUGAGUUGAAAAUUCUUUGUAUACUCUAAGUAGCAUAGUCCAAACAGCUAACCAAGAGAUCAGAACAUACGUAAAGCAGUGGCAUACAAGAGGUGGUCAUUUGUGGCAGGUUCUAAUAUUAUAGGGUUUUCAGUUGUACAUGGAGGUUCAACUGUAUUUAAAAUUGAACCAUGUUGUCUUUUUUAUUCAUUUCAAUAGAUCAACAAAUGGCUAAAUGAAGAAGCAGAGGACUAUCUAAGCUAUAAAGAGUAUGGUGAUUCAGCUGCCUCGACUCAAGUCCUUCUUGAUGAACAUUCCAAGUUUGAGGAGGCAGUCACGGUAAGUGCACAUUUGUAAAAUUAUCAUCUUUUGACUAAAUGUGGUUUUAAAUUUCAAAUGAACAUCCCCUGGGGGAAGUUUGGGUAGUUGUGUGCUGGCAAGGCCUUCAAACCCUGACCAUGUUUAGGACAAGAGACCUUACUCUUUAUUCAUUUCCUUGUGUAAGACAAGAGACCUUACCCCUGACUCAUUUCUUUUUUGCACACAGAAUUAUUCAGUUUUAGAACUAACAUUCUAAAAAAGGAUUUUUUUGGAAAAAAAAUGUUGGUACUACAAAUUUACACUGCUUACCGCCAACCUUCACAUUCCAUAAGGUUUGUUUUAAAAAAGACACCCGUUCAAGGUGCCAAAUAGUGAAAUUCUGUAGUUAGCCUGUCUCAACACUCUCAAAACCAUACCCUGUUAAGCAGAGCAGUACAAAUUUUGCUGGAUGUUAAAUUACAGUUUCUGAAAUUUGGGAAUGUGCAGAAGGCAAUUAUAAUGUUAUAAAUUGAAAAAUAAAUUUUGGGUGACACUGCCCUGUUGACUUUUGUCUACUUUCCUUAACUUAUUCUCCCUACAUCUCUUCCUUUGCCUCCCCAUUUCUUUUGCUGUAAAAUUAUUAUGGCUCAUUUUGGUGGAAAAAGGUCUGAAACCAGAUUUUUGUAGGAAUUUUUUGGCAAAAAAGUUCAAAACCCUCCAUGGUUGGGGUUCAGAUUACUAUUUACUGGAACAAUUUCUCAGUUUGUGUCUUUUUCUGUUGUGAAUCCUAAGUAUGUUAAUAGACAGUGAGUGUACAAUUAAUGUACUUUGCUGUUGGUCUUGGCAUUUCAACUUUUUUAAAGGUUAUUUUGGUUAUGAUGUUAGGAAAAAGAAGACGCUGGAUAUAGACUUGCAAGAGAGACAGAAAAGCUUGUGCAUGGUGACUUUGACGAUAUGCAGGACACAGAGAUCAGAGUCACUCAGCUGCAAACAAACUUGCAGUUGCUCAAACAGCGUGUGGAUGAAAGAAAGAAGCUGCUGCUGGAGACGUUAGCCUUUUACAAGAACAACAAACAAGUAAGUCAACUGGCAAAAUCAUUUCUAAACUUACUUUACAGACCAAAGUUAAAUCACAAAAGGUCUUCAUUUUCCAUCACCUCUGCUAACCAUCACUGAUAAAGUGGUUAAGUAGUUUUUCAUCUUUAAAACCCUUGGUUUGUGCCAGAGUAACGUUAUAACCCUUGUUUUCUCAGGUUGUCACAGUGUAAUAUUUACAGACCAGUUUUUUCUUCGUGAUUUGUGAUCUGUGUGCUGCUUAGGCCAUAAAUCAAGGAAGUAAAACGUGGCCGCGUUUCUGCAUCCUUAAGGUGUCUGCUCACGUAUGAAAGGUUCCAUUUGAAUGUGUUCUUUGUAGAACAUUUUUUUAUCAUAGUACUUAAUUUUCUUCUUUUCUUUUUCUUUGACAGGCUUUGAAUAAGCUAAAUGAAAUCAGUGAUAAAAUGACAGAAGAGAAGCUAACUGUUGAAGAUCAAAAGGAACUUUAUGGCGCCAUCAAUGCUGCCUCUGCAGCCCACCUGCGUGAUGGGAAGCUGCUACAAGAAAAGAUGACAGAUGUCAAGCAAAAACCAGUGGUAGUAAGAAUGUACGAAGAACUACAAGAAAAGAGUACAGCCAUGCUUGUCAAUGUAGAACCAGAUCCGUCUAGCAAGGAGAUUGAAGAUGUAAGGACCUUUCAUGCAUUUUUUCUUUCAAAUAUACAAAGUACACUCUUAUUGAAAUUUGCACCCAUGGUCAGCAUUGACAGAAAGACAUGGUUGGCAGAAAGUUCUGGCCCCGGCUGUUCAAACAUUAGAUUGCGCUUUCCACUGGAUAAAUUACUAUCCACUGGACGAAAAGCAUUAGGCAAACCAAUCAUUUUUGUAUAAUCCACUGGACAGAUAAUUUUUUUAACGUUAUUUACCUUUCGAUCAGUUGGGGCCUGAAGUACAUUUAAGGGGUUCAAUUGUUGAAUUUUGCCAGCUUUCAUGAAAGAAUCAGAUAAUAGCCACAUAGAGUACAUGUAGCUGGCCAAAAACACAAAGUUGGAAGUGAUUUUUGCUGGCUUCUUGUAAACUUAACAACCCUGCAGAGAAGGUUGUUGAUUUAUUAAUCAUUCUGUAAUUUGUUCUUGUAUGUUGAAUUUUUUGUACAGGUUUACAGCUGGAUAAAAAAUGUGGGAGAUGACUUUCUUAACAACAAUACAGUGAUGGGUGAUUCCAUCAAAACAUCACAAGAGUUCUGGUACUCGCACAAAGAACUUGACUCUGAGAAGGAGGUGAACAAAUGCUUACAUUCAUUGAUGCACCAUACUCAAACUCAGUCAGUCACCUUUUUCUGUGACAAGCCCAAUAGCUAUAUACAUCAAAGGUGGUUUCUCCUGAGGAAGGUCUACAAUUGUACAUAUCGUUUUUGUAUUCCUAUUAAUUAUGGGAAUUCUACAUUUCCUAUUGGCUUUAAAGAGUUGUUGUUUUAGAUUACAGUGUAUUCAUAUUUACCCAUUUAAACAUUUGAUCCUACUCCUAUUGUAAGACCUGCUGUACAAUCUUCUCUGCAAUCAAUCCGAUCCUUGAAAGCUAUCCAUCAAGUUCUAUAAUAAUAUUCUUAUUAGAUUAAUUUGACCUAAUAGGGCUGUCACUAAGGGAACCUAGAAAAGGGAAAGGAUUUUCUAACAGUUCAAUUCCCUGCCUACUAUUUGCAUCUAACUGGCAAUUUUAGUGACAGGCCUGAACAUACUAUUUAGUAAAACAGGGAAGUCUGCUAACAAUUGCUUGGACCAAGGCCCAGGUUUUGUCUGGACAAUUUUCAGCCUUCACUGGUUUGAACGUAUAACAUCUUACAGUGAUCUGACUGAUUGAGCUUACUUGUACUUGUCUGUCUCAUUCCAACUGAGAGUUGGUUAAGAGAGAGUAAAGGAAAUGCGUAUGCAAUUAACAUUAAAAAUUAAAAAACAAAAAAAUGUAAAUGUAAGAAAACUGUAAUUGGUAAGAACCUUGGUGACUGUAAUCUUUACCAAACUAUGGCACAUGUAAUCCUCUUUAGAAUAUUACGGACACAGUUUCAAGUGCUCUUGAUGUUUCUAAAGUUCGAUCAAAGAUGGAUAUUGCUAAAGUGCAAGACAUUCAGGAUCUCUGGACAAGUUUUUGUGCUCGUCUUCAAUACAGGCUGGGACUUGGUAAAAUGUACUUUGACUUCCAUCGCCACAGACAACUGGUGAGUAUUAGGGAAAAAAUGCCCCCAGUGCACAAAAUUGCUCAUUUAACUUAGAAUUUUCUGUGCUAGAUAUAUUAUGGCCCUGGACGCCUUUAAGCUUAAAGCAUGCUUUUGAAAAAAAGCUUAAUUAUAUUUUUCGUUUGUUUGCAUCAAUCGUAAAAUUCAAUUUCGGGAACAAGUCACACGAAGAAAAACAACUUUGCGUUUGGCACUUUGGGUAUAGUUCUGCAGGCCCUGGUUGUUCAAACAUUGGAUAGCGCUUUAUCAUUGGAUUAAUCAUUAUCCGGCGAAUUAGUAUCAGAACAAACAAUGCGCUAUCUACUGGACAGAGAUAUAUCCAGUGGAUAGUGUUAUCCAUCUUUUGAACAACUGGGGCCUGCUGCUCGACCAAAUUUUCCUAACUAACCCUUGUAAAUGUGUAUGAAAAUAAUUUAAAAGUGAACUAUGAGCCUAAGACUGGAACAUAACAUUUGUCUUUGGUGGUUGUCUUCAACAGCUUUUUGGAAAAUUGGAUGAGUUGACAAAUCAGUUAACAAGUGAUGAACCCAAAGAGAAUGUUGAUGCCUCUCCAGCGCUUCUUGCACGACAAGAGCAGCUCCAAGAUGCAAUUCUCUCUGCAUCUGGACAAAUGCAGAAGGAAUCACAAGCUCUGUUAGAAGAGCUGCGAAAAGUAAGUAAAUAGAUUUUCUGUUAAGUCCUAAAUUCAAUAGUUGUUUCUUGAAGAAGGGUUCUACUUGCAGUGAACAAAGUGACGUAAAAGUGCCUGUAGUUCUCUGAAUCUGGAAGUGUAAAUGCCGAGCUAUUUUACCAUAAAUGAAGAUAUCUGUAUUCUUUGAUUUGUUGUUGUUGCAUAUAAGAUUAACCUGAAACAAUGCUCAAACUUCUGCAAAUACUCAUACAUGAGUGGAAAGGAGGUUGAGCUCUGUCAUAGACAAUAAAGUUAUUUGUUGUUCAGUGGGCUAAUGACAGAUCAGUAAAAACAAAUCAAUAAAUACUUUUUAUCUCCUCUCCUUAUGGGGCUAAUAGAUCAAAUGGAACAUAACAAGGUUAAGAGUCUACCAGUUGGCUUUUUUACAAACAUUGUCGAGUGUUUAAAUUCGGAACUACUAAACAAAUCCAGCUCCAAUCUCUGGAUUGCGGGACCAGCUUUCUAAGCACUCGGCCACAUUUCCUCCCAAUAAUGAUUAAGUAAUUCUCUAUGCAAGAAAUUAAACUAUCGUCGACCCACCACAAGUUUCUUCUGGAGCUUAGUCUUCUUAAGCCCUUUACCGAGGUAGUUAAUUUACUAAACGCUAAAUAAGGUUUCUUUUUGAAACUUCAUUUGUUUUGCCUUCCAAGGAACCACGAGAGGAGCAUUUGGACAGGGGUGCAGCUGCUGAUUGUAUUCAGAAUUUUCUGGCGACCCUGGAAUCGAGGGUUCACAAGCUUGGACAGUUGUGGACUCUCAGAGAAGAACAGCUGCACAAAAACAGGCAGCUUAGUGCUGAGUUUGUACAGUUUGAAAAGGACACUCGAGAGGUAUUCUAAGUAGUAAUUUGUUUUAAACUGUCUAAAAGCGAGUCAUUUCCGUUAUGAGUUGUGCUCCAUUGUAACAUCGUAGCUGUGCUGGAAUUUACGUUGUAAGUAGCAUAGUGGUUGCUACUAACAACCCUGCACUCAAAACGAUGCUUCGCUCAAUGAAUACCCAAAGCGGUUUGGACGUUUGAAGCAAUGAAUAAUGGGAUGACUUUCUUGAGAAAAACGAUCAACCCUACCAAUUACUGAAUGUUAACAAUAGUCAAAGAGAAAACGUUGUACUCUUACGUUAUUUUAGGUUAUUUUAUGGAUCAAAGAGCAAAGUGAUACAUUUUUCCCUGUCAAAGUGGAUUACAGCUCCCUUCCAGCCGAUCCAAGAGAACUUGAAGACAAGCUGAAGAGGUUCAAGGAUGCCGCCAGGGUAAGCUAUAAAGACAUCUUUCCAAAAUACCUGCUGAUGAUAGGUUAGUAAGGCAUCAUGUCUUUCAAUGUCUUGCUCUGCUCUUUUCUCUUUGCUGUUCUUUUGGCUUGUGGCUUCAUGAUUCACCUUAACUGUAAAAUAAUUUCACAUCUAAAGAUUGGUUUGAUCAUUAGCUUUCCAUAGUUCGAGUUUGGCUUAGCCUGCGCCAUAGACUAAGCUAAACUUCUCCUUCCGUCUGCAAACAGCGCCGAAAUCCCACCCCUGCUCCCACCCGGUACCAGGAUUUGAGAACGCGCCAUGAUUGGCUUGUUAAAAAACCUUUUUCGAUUUGCCAGUCAGGUUGAAGGAAACGCAUUUCCGGUAAUUUGUUGAGUCCGUUUGUGGCUCAGAACAAGAAUACAUGUAUGGGCGCUGCUUCGCAGACGUUACUAACCGGAUAGAUGUAUGAAUGGCGAAAUAGCCAAAGAACAAUUAUAAUUGAAUUUGCUUCCGAGUAAGUGUGUUAUUUUUUAUGUGCUUUAGCGUACUGAUGAAGAUGUCCAGUCGCACCUGCAAGCUGCUGAGCAGCUGUCAGGGGCAGAGGGUGGUUAUAAAGCUGCCAUAAGAGUCAUCACAGAUGAGCUUCAGAUUGCUUAUCAAAGAUUCAAGACUCUUCUUGCAGACUACGAGGUGCUCUUAUCUAUGUCAGCAACUUUUUACGCAAGUGUGGAGAAAGUAAGUCUGCUUUUACUGUAUCUUUGCGGAUGCAAAUGACAAAAUAUUCCUUUAGGAAUGUUGAGAUAUGUACGGGUGUGUAGAAGUGUGUAGAGCACAAGUAGUUCCUUAAACUAAAUACGUGAACAGUCGUGUGAAUAGCACCUCCUCCUUGCGUUACCUUCCGUGCACUUAGCAAUUUUCACGCGUCUUCGUGUCUUUCGCUCGCUCUUCUACCCUUAAGAAACUACUCGUAAUCAAAGAAGUGUCAUAUGACAAACUUAAGAGAAAUGACAAGUUUUUUUGUAAAAUCCUUAAAAACAUGUACCUUGUGUUAGUACUGUUGAAAAAGUUCCGUUGAAGUGAGAUAUUAACUGAUAAUAACUGACUCUAGGGUACCUUAGUAAGCUAUUGUUACCUUCCCAGUUUCAAGCUGUUGAGAUGUGUUGUAUGUGUUAAAAUCUGUUUCACAGCAAUCUGGUCCACUCUGUGUAGUCUUUUCAACCACUCGUCCCCUGCUUGCUGUGUUUCUUAACGUCAGCAAAGAAGUUACCUGUAAAUGAAAAAAUCGCAACAUUCUGACAAACGAAUUAUGUUUUGCAUGCGUUAUGUCUAAGUUUUCCAAAAACAACGAAAUUUUUGGGCAGAAUAGUUUUCAGAGGCCAACUGCUAUCCGUUCUAAUCCCCUUCAAUUUUGCGCAUCUGUGGCUUUUUCUGUAUUUGUUCUGUUAUUUAAAGUCUUCGUCAAUGUUUUGAGCUACUUUUUACGGGUGUAUUUUUCUGCUCAAUUUGGGGAACAGUUUUCAGUCGGUGAUUUGGCUAACUUUCGUGACACAAAAGUUCCUUUAAGAUCGGUAAGGAGGUUUUAGCGGACAACAAUGUUGAGAAAAACUAAUUGUUACUCACGCUGACUCUCUGAUUAGCUUCUUCAAAUGAUGGAUGACAUGAUGUAUGAUAUACAAAAUCAGCCUCUUCCAAGAGAUAUAAACGCAGCACAGCUCCUUCUCCAAGAUCAUCUUGCGAACUACCAGACCGUCCACGAGCUUUUUAACUUUACCACUGUUAAUGCUCAAGAUGUGCUCAGUCGUGCUGCCACAUCAGCGGCUGUUACUGUAUCACGAGACGAAAUCAAGGGAUUCCUGGAGAAGUCAGAAGGAAGGCAUGGAGAGUGGCGGAGCCUUUGGGAACAUCAUAAGGACAAGUUGGAGGAAAGUGUGCGGCUGUGCGAAUUUGAACAAGCUAUCAACACGGUAUGAAUUAUUAAUAUUUGAAUCUGUGAAACCUAAAACUAUUAAAGGGUACCAUAUAUUUAAACACUAUUUAGUGCAUUGCCUAUGAGCACGAAUUUUUUUUGUACUUCUUUAGACAAUCAAUAAAAGUUGAAAGGUUAUUAAAUUUUCUAGCAAUCCAGCUUUUGAGAGCCCGAGUCUGUGAAACUAAACGUCAGUGUACCAUACGCUCAUUUGGGUGAAUUGCCUAGGAACACCUAUUGUUUAUAGAUCUACUGGACCAAACAAAAAAUGACUUAAAGACAGACGAGAAAGAGAAGAAAAAAGUAUGAAAGGGACUUGCUUUUUCUCACAAAUUGUUUCUACCCGUUAAGAUAAGUUUAAGAUAAGUCACAAAGCUUAUUACAACAUAAACUUAAAUAAACAAUUUUAACAGGAACGUUGCACCACAGCUGUCUUUGGCUUUCGUUAAAUCGUUCUUUUGACUUUAAUUACAGGUUAAUCUAACUAUUGAAGAGCACACCCGCGAGUUGCUGGCUCUAAAUCGGAAGUUUGGUGUCACCUUGCUUGAUGCUGUCACUCUGUUGCAAGAGUCAGAUGCUUUUCUGGAGUCAGUCAAGGUAGUUUUGAUGUCUAAUUUUGCGGCAUAGUUCUUUAUUACUUUACUCUAAGCGUUUUGGUGUCAUUGUGGACGUUACUAUAAAAUGGACGCAAAUCCAGUUAAACAGUUAGAUCUGAUUCCAAGCUUGUCGUACAGCGCAGGAGUUAAUCUUUAAGGCAUUUAUUUGAUCCCCCUUGUAUCGAAAGUAAUUUGACGGUUCUCGACACCGUUUGAUACCGGUCUUGAAAUUUACGUUGUAAUGGUAUUAUGCUGCGUCUUACGUUUUUUAGUUCAUGCUUGGAAAGAAAAGUUAGCAUGAUAGCUAUUGCGCUGAAAGAAACUUGUAUCGAACCCAACAAGGAGUGCAACCGACAAAUAGAAUGUUUUUUAAAAUAGAUUUUUAAAGAGCAUGUUGUUUUUCUGUGGCAAAGUGGUGAAUUUAAACAAAACAAAAUUGUUUUUACAGCCUGCAGAUGUAGAAGUUGGUAGGCUGGUUGAUGAAGCAGAAAAAUUGCGGCAAUUAAAUCAUCAUGACGCACCCGCUAUUAUGAGACAAGUAUCUGCAAUGGAAGCACGCUGGCAGCGAUUUCUGUCACGGAUGGAAGACCACAGAGCCAUGCUUGAAGCUUCGAUCGAGUUCCAUCAACUCUACGAACAGGUUUGCUUUCGAUAUUCCCCUUGCUUUGAAUCGUCCUCUUCUGUGGACAGCCUUAUAAUUUGGGGGACUACAAGCAGAGACGUAAACAGGCACAUGUGACUAAUAGUAGACCGAUAAAUGAAUCAAAGUGCAAGCUCAUGGUUGGUAUUAACAGCCAGUAAGGUUGUGGCUUAACUGGAAGACGACCAACGCAAUGGCAUUGUAGGAUUUCAAAAUGGAUGCAAGCAAGCUGUAUUUCAAUUUCGUGUCGUGCAUCUUCGGUCUGAUUUGCACUUGUCUCAGUUCAAUUACCCUAAUAAAUUCAGUCUAUAAAGAAACAUGCUUGUGAAUCGUCUUUUGUCUCUUAAACCUCUCUUGUUGCAGGCUUCAGUGUGGAUCAGCGACAGUGAACACUUUCUGAAAACCACCAGGGAUGGUGCAAAGAGAUGUACUACUGAGGAAGAAGUCGUUGAUCUUCUGGACAUGUUGGAAGGAUUUGUUAAACCUGGUCUCAACAAGCAGGAAGCUCGACUAAAGAAAGUUGCUGAACUUUCUGCUAAGCUCACCAUGGAUGAACCACGUUACAAAGCAAAAGACCUCAUGGUGAAACAAAAAGAGAUUAGCACCAAGUUUGAUCUCAUGGACAGUGAUCUGUUCCGUCUAGCAGAAAGACUUCGAGAAAGGAAACAGCGAGGGUUACCUCCUAAGGUACAGCUACAUUAUUUUAGGUUGUAAGAUGGGUUUAGAAGAAAAUGCUCUUUUGCUUAUCAAUGGCUGACGGUAAAUGUUUAAAAGCUGUCGUGUCGGGACUAAUCUUUUUGCUUAGUACAUUAAACCCUGUGCUACUGGAUAGUGCUUUGCGUAGUACAGAGAUUUUAACUUGCGUCCAGAGACUCAACUAUUUAUUUUAUUUGCAGUGGCAUACCUGUAAAUUAGCUGGUGAAGAUUUCUUUUAAACUAAUCCAUAUAGCUCCGUGUAUGUUCCACUUUGAAUAAAGUAUUGCAUUGUAUUGUUUUAAAGUUUGUAGGCUUUACCUAUACAUUCCCUUUUCUAUGCUUUAAACCUUCAGUUGUUAUUUAAGUAUGAUGAACUUUUACCAGAUGCUGUUUUUGGCUUAUAUAGUAACUGUGAUGGUUGAUUUUGUUUCAGGCAGAGGAGGUUACCACAGAGACCGUAGACUCGUACGAGCGAGAGCUUCUUGAAUCACUUCCUGUCGCGCCGGAAUUUGACAAGCCAGUGCGUGUUAACGUUCUGUCAUCCUUUAUCGAUGGUGUACUUGGUAGCAAGAGGGCUGGUGAUCGAGAAGUGUUUGAAGAAGCUGGACCAGCUAAACGUCCCCAGGUUUCUGUCAGAGUGCGGUCUGACACACCAGUAAGUUUAGAAGCUGAGCAGAAGAUUGAGCCUAUCAUCAAGUCAGAGAUCCAGGGGUGGUUUGAAAAAGGGAAAGCAGUAAAACCUGUUGAAAUUCCAGAACAUGAGAUUCUAGUUCACAUCAGUGAAGAUACUAAAAGAGAACCAAGUGAGAUGGCCUUAGCCCCUUGGGGUGCAGAAGUGGUGAAGAAAGAUGUCACAGUCACCUCAUUGGGUCCCUUUGUCACCACAGACAUUGAAGUUGAAACAGCUUUGCAUACGGAAAUUCGUCCACCGGCUUCCCCGGAUCAGAAUCAGCUAAUGAGGAAAAGAGUGUGGAAGACAACAACAAAGGAAACCACGACAAGUAUCAAGCAGGAGACCAGAACGGAAGUGGAGAUGCUGGUACCUGAGAAACGGGAAAUAACGUCAAAUCUGUAUCUUUAUGGCACUUUACCUCCUAGUGAAAAUCUGAAUGUUGAGGUGCGUUCCAAGAAGACUGUGGAGAGCAAUGCGGAUACUUUGGAGAAGACGAGCCCUGAGGAGAUUGAUAAAGUAGGAAGGGAUAUGAAAACUGCAAAUGAGAACAUUUGUCGGAAAAUCGAAGAGUCUGUGGCAAACAGUCGUAGGUCGUAAGUACUGCUAGUUUAUUUCGUUUUGCAUUUCUAGUGACUACCAUGGUAUGAUGCACCAUAGAAAAAUGGAUUUUCAUACGCUAUUUGCCAUGAGCAGUUUUGUUGGACUAGUUACAACUAUACUUUAAACGACUAAGUCAACAUUUGAGAGGUAGAAUGCAUUUUAAAUUUAGAUUACGUGUUCAGAAAAGAUAAAUUCCCUUCGAACUGUCUUGGAUUAAACGUAAAAGGAGUGUGGAUAAUAAGGGUCUUAAUUUGAGUCUUCGUAAGAAGAGCAGAGUUGCGUAUUUGGGUGGCGUGCAACUUCAUACAGUACACUACAUCAAGUUUAUCUUUGCUUUAAUGUUUUGUCGGCUUUUUAGUUUGGAACCAAGAAAACAUGCGGAGCUCCUCAUUCCUCAACAUGCCGGCUCGGUUCUAAUUUUCACUCCCCCUGGUACUCCACGGAGAAUGUCAGAUCCAUGCAUUGAUGCGAGUAGACUUGUUAACGGCCAUGCUGACGCCAUCGAACAGCCAAAGGUGGAAUCAGAGGCAUACUUGAUGACCACACCUCAAGACUUCAACUUUGAUGCAAUAGAAUUGACAAUUCCAUCUCCUUUCGUGAAUGGGGAAGCCCCAGAUUUAGAGAAGGAAUUUGCGCUGCAAAGGAUGAACGACAUCACUGACACGUUAAUUGAAACUGAGGAGAAAUAUGUGGAUGAUUUGAGAUCUCUCGCCGAGGUAUGUAGUUUGAUUUACAGUCGACUCCCGUUAACUCGAACCUUCAAGGAAAAUCGAAAAAGUUCGAGUUAUCGGGAGCUUGAAGAAAAUAGCCGGAAUUAAGGUAAUAUACGUUUUUUACUGUACAGUGAACAUUUUACUCACAUUUUAUUGUAGAAAUGUAUAGUAAAAAUUGAAAGAUACUUUUAGAUUGUAAAUCAGAACUUGACGUAACAGUCCAUGGCCUAAAGAAAGCGUGCGUUUUACUGUUCAGAGAAGUAAAGCUGUUUCACGUUAGAUUUGUGAGAAGCAACAUAAGCCUCCACUAGUAAACUAUAUGUCUAAAACACGUCAAUGGGACUUCAAAAUCCAGUGUUUCGGACGCCAGUACACUGGUUUUUCCCGACUUUUUAAGGAAUCAAAACCUGGUUCGAGUUAUCGAGGGUAAAAUUACUAUGAUAUAGAAAUGAUUUGGAGGGAAACACUAAUUCCUUCGAGUUAGCGGGAGUUUUGACUCAUUGAGGGUUCGAGUUACCGAGGGUAAAAUUACAGUAAAUGAAUAGAGGAAAUCCAGGGGACGUCGAUUUUGGUUCGUGUUAGCGAGGGUUCGAGUUAUCGGGAGUCAACUGUAGUAGUAUAAGAAACAUAGGACACGGUAUGUUAUCGAUACCCGGUUCUAAGUAGUUUGCUACAGAGCCGUUUUUAGUGUCGUCACGCAACGCUCCUCCCUACUAAUGGGGACUAGUGGGGAGGAGCGUUAGGUGACGACACUAAAAACGGCUCUGUAGCAGACUAGGUUCCAAGAAAACGGUUAAAGAAAAGUCGCAGGCAAGUAUAUUAAGACAGCGCCUUGCGCUGUUUUGGAUAUCGGACAAAAAGCACUCUGUGCAGUGUUUGAUAUAGCUUCUUUUCAUUUCGUAAAAUGUUAUGGAAAAAAGUAGCAGUACGGUUUGCCCCAAUGUUGUUGACUGCAGUGACUCAUUUUGUUUUCAGGUCAUUUUAUCAGUUAUUUCAGAAGGUGAAAUUACUAAAUGCUGCUACGCUGGCUUUCUUGAAGUGUGUCAUAUUCUGUUUUAAUCAUUCGCACAUUGUUCUCAGGGAAUGCUGAUGUUGAACAUCACCUUUGAACUCUACUUCUAGGUUGUUUUAUUUUAGUCAUGUGUCAGGAAUUUGCAUGUAACAUUAUUCCUUGAUCAAUACACACACUCCAACGACAAUAAGAGACCAAAAUUAUCAUGUCAAGUUGUUUGCUCUUUUGCAGGAUUACAUCUAUCAGCUUGAAAAGGCACCCCCAGAGGUCGCAGACUGUAAGGACACCAUCUUUAUCAACUCUGAAGAUGUUUUCUUCUUCCAUAAAGUGUAAGACACAUAUGAGCGUUAAAAUAAUAACACCUUGAAAGUUGUGUUGAUCCCCAAGUCCCAAGCCUUCCUAGUUUGUAUUUGCAAGAAUUGCAAGUGAAGAACUGUGUGAUGCUAACCUGCCAGAUGUUUUCUGGCUUGUUACUUGUAACUUAACAUUUGCGUAUCUUAUAGGAUCUUUUGUGAUGAGCUGAGGAAGUGCCGAGGAAAUCCUUCGCAAAUCGGAAAAGUGUUUGUGAAACGGGUAAGUAGCUUUGUAAUUGAAAGGGUCAGCAGGGAUGGUCAAAUCAGUCAGUUGUCAUGAGGGCUGGUUCCCAUACAGAAACAAAGUCAAAAGCAUUUAACCUGCUCGGUCAUCAUUUCCGAGCGCAGCUAGAAAUUCGCCGGACAUGGGCACAUUUAGCUCUGACAUUGUCCCAUGACUUAUCGAUAUUUGCUGCUUUGUAUGGGAUACGCUAAAUACAGGUUUCACUGUAUGACUUUUUACUGUAUCUUUUGUUUCCUUGAAGGAGAAUGAGCUUGACAGAUACAUAAUCUACUGUGAUGGAAAAGGUGACUCGGACAACUUUUUAGAGUCACAUCCGAAAGACUUUUUCAAGGUGGGUUUUGAGAAUUUGAUAAGCUUUGUCUUAAUUUUAAGAAGCCAGUUGUUUUCUUCUCAACUGGCAAUUCCAAGAUCCUGAUUAGUAUGGAUCGUUUGAUACGUUUUCAGUAUUAAUUCUGGUGCUUAGUACCUUUCCCAAAUGUGUUUCUUUGUUGUAGGUGUGUGAAGCAGAAAGUUCUUGUCGUCCCGUUGAAGAACUCCUUGAUCGCCCAGUUGAGCGUAUUUUGGAGUACAGAGCUUACUUGACUGAUCUGUUACAAUGUGGAAGGAAGGCCGGCGUCGACACCCAUGAUCUUGAGGUAAAGUCUUUAGUCUUUUGCUAUCAUCUACUGGCAGGUAAUUGUAUGAUUACUUAAUGCUAAUUUAUAUAGAUUGCUAACUAUUUUCUGUUGGCCUCUAUUUCCGUGAUUUAGUUCAAUAUGUUGUGUUGUCUUCUCGUUUAUGGGACCAAAAUGAGCAAAAGAUGUUUCUUUUUCAGGCUGGGAAGGAAGUUAUAGAUAGACUUUGUGCCGAAAUAACUCAGCAUACCCAGUAAGUUACCUGCACUUGAGAUUUGUUUAGAAUUGACCCUGAUAUGUCUCUUUUCUAGGAAUAUAUGUUAACUGCAUAUUUUUUCAUAUACUUUCCCUUUCCUUAUUUGUUUCGUUUUGAAGUCCUCUGAUGCAUAUUUAGCAUAGUGAUAAAACUCCCUAGUUCCUCAAACACAAAUCGUUAGACUUUCUUAAGUUUCAGGUUUCGGUGUGGAAGAACCAUAGAUUUAUUGCCUUUGAGAGUUUUUUCCCUGUUUAAAUCAAGAUUCUUUGUGUUUAGCUACGCACAGACGCAUUCUCCAAAAGCUAGUUAUGUUAAUUGUCCCUAUAUCUGUUUUCAUAACCUUUUUACUAUUUUCUAGGUUUGAGAUCCUAAUCAGUGAAAUUCCCAAAGAGGUGGAGUUUUGCGUUGCGCUAGAAGAUUACCGAGACGAACUUAACAACAUAUGCCUUCAAAAAGAAGAGACUGUUUUGGUUCUCGAUAGGAUAUCACGCCCAGGAAUGUACAAAGUUGUCAGGUUCAGAUCAGAUGGCUCGAAGGGCGAUGAAGUUUGGGUGCCAUCAACAGUUUUAAAGCGCAAGAAGUCAACGGCCGAGAUCAUCAUGCCAGCUGAGUAUAUUGUGAAGCUUAAAUCAAAACCUGCGCCUAAGGUACCUCAGGAGAUUGCUCAAUUUACCAUCCCUGUUCCGGAAAGGGAAGUCGUUGUCGAAAUGACACCAGUCGAUUUGUCGUCAGCUCCAGUGGCACCUGAAUUUAUAUUGCCACUGGAAGAUCAAAAGGCCAAAGAGGGUAGUCCAACACAGCUAGAUGCCCGUGUGUCUGGAAUUCCUGAACCAGAAAUAUCUUGGUUAAAGGACGAUCGACCUGUCAGGACCGGAGAGCGUAUCCAUGCAGAGAGGGAAGGCGAUUUGUACUCGCUAAAAAUAUCAGAUGUUGAUAUUGAAGAUGAAGGGACAUAUAUUUGCCAAGCCAGCAAUAUAGCGGGAACGGCGACUUCUUCCGCAGACCUUAAUGUUGAAUGUAAGAAAAACACUGUGCUACUGAUAUGCUGAAUUAAUCACAAGUUAUCUUUUGUGACUGCGUGUUAAUUUGAGAGUUUUUUUCUGGUAAAGAAGAAGCCAUUUAAGCAUUGGUUUAGAUGCCUCUUACAUGCUUAUUUUUCUUUUGUGUUUUUAACAGCUAGCGAAUCAGAGGAAGAGCCAGAUGAAGAGGAACCACAGACGGUUGUGAUUAAACUGUGAGUUUUCUUUUAAAUAAGUGAAAUAAGUGAGGUGGAAGGAUAAGUGCAGUUGGUUAGUGCGCUGCCGUCUGUGCAGGAGGUCCCGAGUUCCAUUCCCUGGUGUGACUACAAAUCCUUUUUUCGACUUCUUUCCUUUCCGUGUAGCUUUAAGUUGCUUUAAAUACCCGUUAAACAGAGCGCUGAAGGAGUGAGGGGCUAAAAUGACCGCACCGUCAGCCUUAGGUUUGUUAGUCAGAUGACUAUUUCGAGCUACUGUCGUAAAAUAUGGACCCUUAAACUUUAGGUGUUAGAAUCGUGACUGUGAAAUGAACUUACAAUGUUAAAAGUCCAAAUUGGUAAGAGCCUGAUAAACAAUGCUAUUUUGUUGUGGUGGAACGGUAGAAUGUGGUGUUGCAAGUCCAUCUGGCUGACAGGAAACACGAUCUGACUGACCCCCGAUUUAGAGAAACCAAUACAUCUUCCAAACUAACUAGAACGUUUUUGUUUUAAUUGUUGCAGAGAUCCAAAGCAACCUCCUCCUACAGUGAGUUUCACACUUGGUGGAAAAGAUAAUACUGAUUUGCAGCCCAUUCAAGUUCAACUUCCCACUUCUGGUGACAUAAGUGCCUCUGAGAUCCAUGUGAUGACAGAGAGCGUACUUAAUACUCGACGGCGAUCUAUACCUCCGGAAUUUUCUACUGAGCUACUUGACAAGACAAUAGAAGAAGGCGAUUCUGUGGAAAUGCAAAUAUUCGUCACUGGCACACCUCCGCCAGAAGUUGUGUGGUACAAAGAUGACCAGCCAAUUACAAUUUAUCCACACAGGCGAUUUCACGCAGUGAGAUACAAUGAUGUUUGCAGCCUGGAGAUCAAAGAUGCACGAUGCAGUGACCAAGGAAACUACACCUGCCGAGCUAAGAACACUGCUGGAGAAGUCACAAAGUCGUGCAAACUAACUGUCACACAGGUCACACCAACAAGCCCUCCUGCCUUUGUAAAACAAUUAAAGGACGUUUUCAUUGUUGAAGGGUCCUGUACUCGAUUUGAUGUCAAAGUCACAGGAAUGCCAGAACCUGAAGUGAGUUGGUACAAGGAUGGACAGCCUGUGAAAAAGGACGAGCACAUAGAGAUUAUUCAUGAUGAAGACACCUCUGCACUAAUCCUCAUGUACAGCAAGGCAGACGAUGCAGGGGAUUACACUUGUAAGGCUGUGAACGAGGCCGGAGAUGCUGAGUCGUCAGCACAUUUGCACAUCUCACCACUGCAAAUACCUGCAAAAUUUACGUUACCGUUGGAAAAUGUUGAUGUUGCAGAAGGAGAGCCAGCGAAACUUAAAUGUACAGUCAUUGGGAGGCCAGAUCCAAACAUUGCUUGGUUUAAAGGUCAACAACAACUUCAUGAAAAUAGCCGGUUUCAAAUGAUGGUGACUCCCGAUAACUCUUGCAUCUUGAGCAUACUGAGGGUCGACAUGAAUGAUGAAGGAACUUACACUUGCAAAGCGACUAACUCUGUAGGGAAAGAUAGCUGUUCAGCUAAUGUGACAGUCCACGGUGAGGGUAAAUCUCCAGAGUUUACCAAGGUACUGGAGAACAUUGAAAUACCCGAUGGUAAUCCAGUGCGGUUUGAGGUACAUGUCGAAGGAAAGCCAACACCGUUGGUAGAAUGGUUCAAGGGAUCAAAACUCGUAAAAGCUGCUCCUAGGCUCGAAGUUCAAGCAAAUGAAAACUUCCAUACCUUGGUCAUAACAAACUGUAGAGAUGAUGACAGUGGUACAUACACAUGCAAGGCCCAAAACAAGUUCGGCACAACUACUUGUGAAGCAACACUUGUUGUUGCAGAAGACACUGUACCACCAAGGUUUACCAAAAAGCUAUAUGACUCGACGGCAGAUGCUGGAAACACUGUAGAAUUUUCUGUUAAGUACAUUGGCAGUCCAGAGCCAAAGGUAAAAUGGUUUUUAGAUGAUGAGGAGGUGUCUGAAGAUGAUGAAGGCAUGGAUAUAGAGACUGAGCCAGGAUCAUCGUUGCUUGUGCUUGAGGACAUAGGACCAAAUGACUCUGGGCAGUAUAAAUGCAUCAUAACAAAUAUUGCAGGCAAGGCUGUUACAAGUGCACAGCUUAGGGUGGUAGAGGAAGUGGUUAAGACUACCCGUGCCAAGAUCCCAGAUGUGACAGAUUUAGCUCCACCUGCUGAAAUAGAGCCAAGUGGGAAACCACCGGCAUUCAUAAAAAAACUGUCAACUCUUCAUGUAAAUGAGGGAGAUAAUGUAAGCUUGGAAGUUAUAGUUGAUGGAUCACCAAAGCCAACCUUGCAGUGGUUUGUUGAAAACGAAUUGGUUGAAGAAGACAAGAAUACCCACAUUAUUCAGGAGGGAAAUAAACAUUCUCUGGUUAUUGAUCGUGCGGUGUUAGAUGAUGAAGCCGAAUAUAAAUGUGUGGCAGAAAAUUCUCUGGGAAGAGUAGAAUGUUUGGCCGAGCUGCUAGUUGACGAGAUCGCCUCUAAGCCAGAGUUUGUUCAACCACUAAAGCCUCUUGAAGUUGAGGAACAAAGCGAUGCCACAUUUGAGAUACAGGUGAAGGGAAGCCCAGAGCCAGAUGUUACAUGGUUGAUGAACGAUGUGCCAAUUACAGCGGGUGGCAGAUACGAAGAAGCGAAAGCCGACGAUUUGCAUAGACUUAUUAUCCACAACGCAAUACCUGAAGACUCUGGUGAAGUCAAAUGCCAAGCUGUCAACGAUGCAGGCAAAGUUGAAAGCGUUGCACCACUGCAUGUUAAACCACUCUUUGUAGAGGAACCGUCUGUAGCUCCUUCUUUUCUGAAGAAACCUGAAAGUGCCCGUCUUGUUGAAGGAGGUAGUGCUUCCUUCGAAGUAAAAGUAGAUGGGUUACCCACACCCACGGUUAUCUGGUACACAGAACAGGAAGAAGAAAUACCUGAAAGAGGGCAUAUCCGUUGUUUGCCCGAUGGGACACUGGUCAUUGAAAACGCUGAACUCGACGAUGAGGGAAUUUAUAGAUGUGUUGCUUCAAGUAAAGCUGGGGAAGUGUCAUGUAAAGUGGAGGUAUUUGUCGAAAAAGCCAUCCCCAGUAUUAACGAGGUUGUGGAAGAAGUUCCAGUAUUUCAAAACCUACCUGUGGAAAAUGAGAUUCCUCUUGACGGAGUGCUCGGUGUUCCAAAAGCGGAAAAGAACAUACCUCCUAAAAUUACAAAAAGAUUGCAAGAUGUCACUGUGACGGAGGGAGAUACAGCUCGAUUUGAAGUUAAUGUUUCUGGCGUUCCGACACCACUUGGUCACUGGUCCACAAACAACGCAGAGAUAAUGGAAAAUGACGAGACUAUUUUGGAAACGAUUGGUGAUACUUACAAACUUAUUUUAAGGGACGUUCUCCCAGAUGACGAGGGGGAGUACACUUUCACUGCCGCAAAUGAAGCUGGUAAAGUUUCGUGUACGGGAAAGCUUUCUGUUCGAGAGCAGAUUAAGAAGCCGUCUUUCUUGGAAGUCUUAAGAGACCUUGAGGUCUGUGAGAACAGUGAUGUGAGGCUGGAGGUGCGUAUUCAAGGGACUGAGCCUGAUAUUGAUUGGUACAGGAAUGGUGUUCCUAUCGAGGAAACAUCUCGGGUAGAAUUUGUGGAUAACGAGGAAAGGGGAAGCUACGCAUGCCUAAUCUAUGGUAUCACUCCUGAAGAUCAAGGCACUUAUAGGUGUACAGCAGCAAACGAGGCUGGUGAAGCAACGUGUGAAGGAAAGGUGACUGUUAAAGAAAAUAUCAUCCCACCAAAGUUUCUCCAGUGCCUCGAAAACAGGAAGGUUGUUGAAGGAUCUGAUGUGGACUUAGAAGUGGAGGUUAGCGGCAGGCCCAAACCAACCCUCAAAUGGCUCAAAGAUGGGGAAGAUGUUGCCCCCGAUAAUCACCUUCAAUUUGACAUGGACGGACGCAUUCACACAUUGUCCAUUACUCGUUCUAGAAUAGCAGAUAGUGGGAAAUAUAGCUGUGUUGCUUCAAACAGUGGUGGCAGGGACACUUGUGCGGCUACUCUUGAAGUCGAAAAGGAGAUGCAUGCUCCAGAAUUCCUUGUCCAUCCUGAGGGGGCCCAGAUUGUCGAAGGAGGCCAAGCUCGCUUAGAAGCCAUUGUUUCAGGUUUACCAGAGCCAGAAAUUGAGUGGUUUAAAGAUGGAAAGCUGAUACGGGACAGUCAUCAUUUCAAGCUAGAGUUCGAUGGAAACAGAUCCGUUCUUACUAUCAAGGAUGCGAAGCAGACCGAUGAUGGUGAAUUCACUUGCACAGCAACUAAUGAAGUGGGUAGAGUGUCUCAUGCUGUAGAACUAAUUGUUGAAGAGGCAGUUGUGGCUCCUGAAUUUGUUAAGAAAAUGACCAGUAUUGAGUUGUGUGAAGGGGAUUUGGCCCGAUUCGAUGUCCGUGUCUCUGGUACCCCACAACCGGGAGUACAGUGGUUUAAGAAUGACAACUCUUUAGAUGGCGAUGAACGCUAUGAAUUCCUGUCAGAUGAUGAUAUGCAUUCCCUGGAACUAUCCAAUUGCCUAUUGUCUGAUGGUGGAGUAUACCGCUGUACUGCGUCAAAUGAAGCUGGACAGGCAUCUUGCAUUGGAGAACUGACUGUCACCGAGAAACCUAUCCCCCCUGUGUUUACAGAUGAGCCUACCUUUCCAAAGGAAGUGGGACAAGGUGGCGAUAUUGUGUUGCAGGCAACAGUCAGCGGAAAGCCUGUACCAACUGUAGAGUGGGUCAAAGAUGAUAGCAAAGUAGAGGACAGCAGCCGUUUUAACAUCAAAGCCGAGGAUGGGAAACACACCUUGACCAUUGCAGGUGCUGGCCCCGAUGACUCCGGUGUUUACAAAUGUGUGGCAAGUAACCCAGCUGGAACAUCCACCAGAACAUACAAUGUAAACAUUGAAGGUAACCAUUUUUAUAUACCUAGCAAAAUGAUAAUCAUGUUGACUAUCAGAUUAAAUUAAUUAUGAAUUAUGUGAUAUUUCCUUGCGUUUGAGACCUGUUAAGUGGUUCACGAACGAACUAGACCAAAGAGUAGUAGGCUUCUGCAAUAGAGGCAUGCUGAGUUUGAGCCUUUUGGUAAACGUGAUAGGUGCAUGUGAAAACAAAGUGAAGAGAAGUUUUCUUUUAUGUUUGUUUUUUUUUUGGUGUUAUUUUUGUAUCGAUCAGCCAGAGUCGUCCAUUUAAUUGAGAAUGAAACCUUUACACCCUUAAAUUAUUUUGAUUGGCCAAAAUCUCUGAGUUGCAGCUAGCUGAUUUUUUUCGCUUCCUCUCUCCUCAUUGGUGACCCACAAGAAUCAUAGAGAUCGAAAAUCAGCACAAGUUAGGCAUGAAGUGGCUAUUAAGCCCCAUAGGCAGCAAUAGUGCAAAAUGGCCAAAACGAUUUUUUUUGCGGGGGGGUGGUCGGGAAGGAAGGAUGCUGAGUAUGACAAGGUGAAAAAUGUCCAUUUGUCAAACAUAACCAAUGACUCUCAUCAGCAGGGCGAGAUAUUCGCACUAUUGCUAUUAUGUUCUGGUCACUCGUUACAAAUCCUUUUAUAUUUGAGUUCGAUCAUAACGGUGUAACCCUAGUCAUGUUUGGAGGGUGACUCAACGUAACUCAAAAAUCGAAAUGCUAGAUAUUUUUUAACUCGUCGUUUAAAGCUUUAUAGUUUUAUAGUAUAACCUGAUUAAUCAAAUCCACAGAAGGCGCUUUGCCGCUAUCAAGUGACUAUACGCCAUUCAUAUGAUUCCUUUGAAGGGCUGUUCUUAUCUAAUGGAGUAUACUUGGCAGACCUCAAGGCUUACUCUAGCUUACUCUAGUGAACAUCAACGUAGGCAGUAACUCGCAUGCUUGCAUUUCCUCUUAAAAUGUUGCGGCUGUUAAUGCUUAUGUGACGUACAGUGUAAACUUCCGUCUUGGAAACAUGUUGCAUUUGUUUUGUGAUCUAGUUAAUGUUGUGCCUCAGUAUAGCCAUAAUGUAAAGCGUAAAUGGCGCUCAAUGAAUUGUUUUAAUGUAGCUCCAAAGUAACCUGUGUUUGUCCUUUAAUGGACUUGUUGAUGGGCUGUUCUUACUUUUAAAUUUAAUUAAAGUAACAUUGGUAUAAGAAAGUAAUAAUAACAAAGUCACGGCACCUGCAUAAAGCACAGCUUUUCUUCUAUGUAUUUCCUUUUGUGUGUCAUAUGUUAUUUUCUUCGGGAACUUCGGGACUAACUGUUAAGACAGUUCUUAGUGGUUUCGGCUUCAGACAAAGUUAUGUUUCUGGUACUCUUGUACAACAUCGUCUAUUCUGCAGCUUACCAAGUGAGAUCUUGCGGUUGAGAUUAUAGAAUGAGUUAGAUUGUUAUCUGUUGUUGGGACAGCUUUAUAUUCACUUUGUGUAAGUAUAUUUCUGCUCGACGUUGUGUGCACCAUGCAUGGAAAAAAUCUCCAGUUCAGCUUUGGUCUUGCUUUUUUUAAAAUAAUACCCUGAUGAAUGAAAUGAAGCCGAGGAGGGCAGCUGUAUAAGGGUUCACUGAAGCGAUGGGAAUAGUUUAACUCAAAUUGAGCUUUAGGUACUAAAGAUGCAUGCAUUUAGAUGUUCAUGAUAAGCACUUUUGCUUUGUUUGAGGGACUUUCUUUAUAUGAUGCUUUUACUAUGUUAGUUGCUUAGAACUGCAGAAUAGUCAUUGGCACAUCCUAUUGGUUGUUGCUUUUGAUGUGUCAAUUGCCAUUGGCGUCCUUAAAACAGGUUCUAAGUAGCUGAGUAAGCAAAAACUUCGCUUAAAGGGUGCUGUCUUGUAUCUCAGCUCGUGUGUCCCGUGCUGUUCGUACGUCGUUCGUGCUUUGACACAUUCGCCGGAGUGAACGUGGAAGAAAUCUGCUUUAUGCGUUUGUUUUCAUAUAGCGGCAAAACCACAAGGAUGUGCGCCAGAGUUUGUAAAGACCCUACAGUCGUCAACAGCUGUUGAAAAUUCUCCUGUCACUUUAGAAUGCGAGGUAAUUGGUUCACCCGAAAUUUCCGUUGAGUGGCGCAAAGAUGAUGCACGUUUAAGGCAGACGACACGUGUUAGGACUGAGUUUGAUGGUAAAGUCUGCCGUUUGAUAAUCUUUCGUGCAGAACUGGAUGAUGAAGCUGAUUACCAAUGUGUGGCUAAGAAUGACUUUGGAGUGGCUUCAACAGAGUGUGAACUACUUGUAGAAGAGGAAAACAGUGUACCCUUCUUUAAACAGAAAGCUGAGAGUCAAACGAUAUCAGAAGGCCAGUCUGUAACGUUCAGUGUUAUUGUGGCUGGUAAUCCACCUCCUGAAGUCGAUUGGCUGAAGGAUGGAGAAGUGAUUGAAGAUAAUGGACGAUUUGUAAUUAAGGAAGACGUUGAGCAUGGAAAAUUCUCCCUCAUUAUUGAGCAGACGGCAUUCAAAGAUGCUGGGACAUAUAAGUGUGUAGCCUUUAACGAAGCAGGCGAAGCCUCAUGCAAGACUAGUUUGGUGAUGAUUCCAUCAUCUGGAGAGAUUGAACCCAUUGUUGAAGAUGCUCUAAGAGCGGAGGUGGAAAUGCCGUUUGAGUUUCAAAUCAAUUCAGUCGUUUUUGAACCAGUUAAUGUUACUGGUAAGCCACAGCCUAUCCUGAAAACUGCGGAAAUUGCUAAAUACAAACCAGAAAGGAACAGCAUUUCAGCUGCCAGGGAGGGGCCAACAUUUGAAUUGACAACUACAAAGCAGGAACACCAGGUUCCCCAGUUCAUAGCAUUGCCUGAAGGUUGCAGCCCCUUCGAUGUUAACCCUGAUGGUGAUGUAAAAUUACAAGUUAGGGUUAGUGGCAGACCUCUUCCAGAAGUGAACUGGCUCAAGAAUGAUGAGCCUUUGCAAGUCAGCGAUAGUCUGACGUUACAUUCUGACGGUGACAGACACACGUUGAGUAUCCAAGGGCCUACCCCAAAGGAUAAAGGAGUAUACAAGUGCGUAGCAUCGAACGAUGCCGGAACUGCCACAAGAAGCUUUGAUGUGAAUAUAGAGGGCAAUCCUGACUGGGUGAUGCCUUCUUUCCAAGAUCAUUUAGCAAGUGCUUUUCAGAUUUCUGAUGACGGUGAUGUGACAAUGGAAGUAAAAGUUGCAGGAAAUCCUUUCCCGGAGAUUGAGUGGACACGGGAUGGUGAGCCGAUCAAGGAGAGUGAUCGUAUCCACGUUUUGAGGAAAAUUGACGACAUAUAUAGCUUAGUCAUCAGAGGAGCUGGACCUAAAGAUGAGGGGGAGUACACUUGCACAGCAACUAACCCUGCUGGAAAAACGAUGAGAACAUUCACUCUUAACAUCGACGAUACAACCUCUAAACAUGCUGCUCCAGUGGAAGAAGCAGUUGCUCCUCCAAGAGUCAUGGAACUUCCAGAGAAAAGAGCCUCAUUUCAUAUUUCCUAUGAAGGCGAUGUCAAACUGCAGGUCAAAUUUAGUGGCCAGCCGGAGAUUGAGUGGUCCAAAGAUGGAAAACCCGUACAUAACAGCAGUCACAUUCAAUUACAGUCGAAAGAAGGCGUGCACACAUUGCUUAUAAAGGGUGCUACUCCAAAUGACAAGGGCCUUUACAAAUGCACAGCUACUAAUAAAGCAGGGAUGGCAUGGAAGACUUUCACGGUGGAAUUUGAAGGGAAGGGAGAAAAGCCAGUGAAAGUGGGCUCUGAGUUAAAGAGACCAACAUUUGUGGAGGACAAAUCUGUUGUACCUUUUGAAAUAACCAAAGAAGGAGAUGUUCAACUAAAAGCAAGAGUUGAGGGAAAACCGCAUCCUGAGGUAGAAUGGGACAAGGACGAUGUUCCUCUGCAAGAGAGCGAGCGUAUAACAAUCACGUCAGAGGAUGACAUGCAUAUGUUGCUAAUUAAAAGACCAACAAUGGAUGACAAGGGAACUUAUAAGCUUACUGCUACUAAUGAAGCUGGAGUUGGAACUCGCGCUUUCAAUGUUGAGAUUGCAGGUAGCUCAGCUAUUUCUCUGUUGCUGUUUUUUUAAAGGUGUAUCUGUUUUCUCCUUCAUAAAUUCUUGUUAAAUCGUUUGGUGCUUGGGGUAAAGCUUUGUAGUGUUUUCGUCUUUGAUAAAGUAAGUUAAAUCUGGGCUUACAUGUGUAUUUAAUGGUGUAAAUCCUGUAAACUUGACAUUAAGAGAACCAUUCUAGGUUAAAUUGUAAACGGUUUCAACUAACAACUUUUACAGAGAUUGAGUAAAUAAAUGGACUAACCACUCUAACAUAAUGUAACUGCAUUUUUAUUCCGUUGAAGCAUCAUUUUUUUUUUUUAACUUAAACUGCGUACCGUAGGUGCGAAGAAAGCCAGCUUGGUGCCUGAGAUCAUUAAACCACUUGAAGACGUAGAGGUCCUCCAAAGACAGCCCAUCAUUUUGGAAUGUCAUGUCGCUGGUGCAACUGAUGCCCAAGUUAGGUGGUUUCAUAACGACGAUCUUAUUGCAGACAGCGAACGGAUAUCAACCUCAUUUGACGGCAGGGUUUGCAUCCUGUCCAUUGAAGUCUCAACACUGGACGAUGAAGGAGACUACAUUUGUCAAGUGGAGAAUGAUCAAGGUGUUGUAUCGACCGCUUCAGAGGUUUUAGUUGAAGAGGGAAUGGCAUUGCCAGUGAUCACAGAAAAGAUGCGCAAUGUGAACUUGAAAGAAGGCGAGAAUGCUUGUUUUGAUGUCCGUGUAGUCGGAAAUCCUGAACCAGUUGUAGAAUGGUUCAAGGAUGGUACACAGUUGGAAGAUGAGGAUCGAGUCAUGAUCAUAGAUGAUGUUGAUGACAACGAGCCGGAGUUGUUCUCCCUCGUAAUUGAAAAGUGCUUGCCUUCCGAUGCUGGCGAAUACGAAUGUUUGGCCAUGAAUGAGGCUGGAAAAGCCUCUUGCGCUGCACAUUUGAUGGUCACUCCCAUAUCUGACUCGGAUGUUGCUGAAAUUCCCUUGGAGUUUGCAGAAGGCGAUGAUGUGUUAUUGAAGGCUUUGAUGAGUGCCGACAGCCCUGAAGUUAAUUGGCUGAGAGAUGAUGAACCUAUUAAGCAGAGCAGUCAUUAUGAGAUUGACGCCAAGGGAGGCGUACACACCCUGACGAUUAAGGAUGCAUCUCCGGAAGAUUCGGGUGUUUACAAGUGUGAGACUCCUGAUGAUAGCACAAGCACAAGUACAUUCAAUGUCACCAUAAAGGGUAACCAUUACAUAGCACUUGCACAUUUGUACUCUGCAUCGGCUGAUGCUCCAUAUGCUAAGUCGAAUGGACUAACCGUAUGUUGUGGCUCAAUUUAUCCUAGGUUUAAAUUUCAUUUUUCUUUGUUUCAGUCAUUAUAAUACUUUGUCUACCCCCAAACAAGAAAAAUAUAAUUAAAGCAAAGGAUACAAUCGAACCACAGCACACGUAUCGGCAUUUAUUUGUGUCUUUUUUGAAACAUGUUGGAGUUAAGCAUAUGGAGUUCUCUUUCAUUACAAGGUCUACUGUUUCACUUGUAGGCUACUCCUCUCGAGUAGGCUAUAAUUGAAAUAUUUAGGUUAAGCGUUUUUUUUAAAUAACUGGAAUUCAGAAGUUGUGAUAAAAUUUAAGUUUUAAUCAAUUUCACGUCCACCACAUGUUCACUUUAUAUUUUCCAUCCACAUUCAACAUGGUAAGGUUUUUUCCAGUAGUGACGUCUUUUGUCCUUGUUUUGGGCAACUGAAUUACUUAACAGCGUGCCACUUCCUGGGAGGGUGCUAAGAUUUCUGAAAUCGUGACCAGCCCUUGCGGAGCAACUUGUAGGUCGCCUGUUUUCAUUUGCAACUAAUAAUCUGUAAGUGUUCAUAUUUAUUGCCCAAACGAUUUCAGAAAUCUAAGUGCCACCUGGUGCUCAGCCUCUCGAGAUUUUUGUCAAAUAAUGAACUGGUUUGCUUUUCGAAAUUUCUGUUCAUCACAUUUAACUCUUUUUUGUUUUAUGUGUUAUUUUCGUUUUGUUUUAAGGCAAAGAUUCUGUAGAUGGUGUUAGACCUGAGGUGAUUGCAGAAGCCACGCCCGUGGAAGUCACUGAAGGAGACGUUGCCAAGCUUACCUGUAAAGUGUCAGGGAAUCCAAGGCCAAUAGUAACGUGGCUCCAAGAUGGCGAGCCAGUGGAAACAGAUAACCGUGUCGUCAGUGAGAUCGAUGGUAAUGUUUACUCACUUUGCUUUAGAAGUACUGUAUUGGAUGAUGAAGGAGAAUAUCAGUGCAAAGCACAGAAUGAUUGUGGUUCUUCAGUGUGUAUCUUGGAACUUCUUAUCAAUGAGAUUGAUGUCAGUGAACCUCAAGCCAAACCAGAGUUCCUUGAGAAGAUGGUAGAUUUAGAUGUCUUUGAAGGAGAUUCCCCAACCUUCAGCGUUAGAGUCAAAGGUAACCCGCAACCAAAAGUGGAGUGGCUUUCUUCAGUCAAAGAAAUCACUACUGGUGGUCGAUUUGUAGUGGAAUCAACGGACGACGGCCACUCUUUCACUAUUAAUGACUGUGAGUUAAAGGACAAAGGCAGGUAUAAAUGCGUUGCAUCUAAUGUCGAGGGAAAGGCUGUUUGUUCCGCGUCAUUAACUGUCAAGGAGAGGUUGAUUGCACCCGAGUUUCAAGAGCCUGCUUGUGAUGUGCAAUUAGAGGUAGAUGAAGGAAGUGAGGAGACGCUUCAAGCGGAGGUUAUAGGGAAGCCAAAACCAUCCGUUAAAUGGUACAAAGAUGACAAACCCAUCAGUCGAACAAGUAGCAAAUAUAAGACUGGGGUGCAAGGAAACAAACACGAGUUGGUCAUCUCAGGGGCAAAACCUGACGAUUCUGGAACCUACCAGUGUAAAGCUACCAGUCCUGCUGGGAUUGCAACCAGGAAUUUUAACGUUAAUAUCAAGGGUAAGCUGUGAAAAUUUUCACCAAUUAACGACCUUACGAUCCGAGGACGGCGACUGCAGCGAAAAGGUUGCUAAAAUGUGAACUGGCGUCUUUUCAAAUUAUUUGAACAGACUUAUUUUAAAUGUAGGGGAAUUCUUGUGGAGCUGAAUUCCUUAGAUCCAUAUACAAGAUCAGAGAGAGAAAAGAAAUUCUAUCGUCCCUCUUUUACGCAGGCUACUUUUUUACGUCAUCCACAAAGCGUGAAAUUGGGCAUUUUCACGUCGUAGUUGUGCAGUGACGGCAAAGAAAUGUACAAAAAAUUGUGUUGCACGUGCAAAGUUGUUGUUUUGCUUAUUAAGGCUAUUUCAAAAGUAUUCUUUUUUGAUUCUUGCCGUCGCCGUCAAAGCGAAGACUACGACCGAAUUCAGUGUCACGGAUGGUUGUAUGGAGGCCUGUACAAAUGGGUGGCUUUAAAUGAUUUUUGAAAAACCACUGGCACUUCCAAGCAGAGCUGUUGGUUGCAGUCACAGUUUACGGAUUUCAAAAAAUUGUACAGAGCACUUAUGAACCCAGCAGUCGAACGAGCAACCAAGUAAAAAACGGGAAAUACAACUAUUAUCGUAACGAUAUUUCAGUUAUCGUGAUACUGUUGCAAUUGCCAAAAACCGUUAUGGUUAGACUUACUUCUAAACGCCAUCUUAUAUUUAUUGUAGGAGAGGAUGGAGGAGGAAAAGAAGCUGAAACGAAACCCACCGAGGAACUAGUAGUUGUACUAACUAACAUCCCAGUGAGCUCAACUCCAUUCGGAGAAAUACAGCUUAAGUUGCCAGUGAAGGAAGAUGAAUCAAAAGAGGAACCAAAAGGCAAACCGUCGUUUGAUGAGGUUCAGGUAUUGAACUAUCUUGAGUAAUCAUGUUACUUCAAUGUUGUUUAUCCUGAAGUAUAUAUUCUAGCAUGUAUAACACUUAAAACCUAGAGUACCUUAAAAAUUUUUAUUUCUUCUAGACAAUACAACUGUUUAGGUAAAAUGUACGUGAUAUUGCAUAAUAUUUCACAAUUAAUUAAUGAGGCUGAAUGUGAUGUAAAGAAUUAUGGAUAACGAGGAGAAUGUUAUCUAUAGGUGGAUAGCUUCUUCCCAGAUAAGCACAACCCUUCACAUCAUAAGAAAGAUUGUAAUAAGCUUACCUCCUCAUAGGCUUUCUCCAAAACGUUGGCCUAUUUCGUGGCACGGUUUCAGGAUAUAAACUGAGUUGCCCCUCUGUGUACUUUUGCUUUUCUUCCGUUCGGUGUUGGUCAGAAAUUCAGCUUUUCCGUCAUCGGAUAGCCGUGAACGCCAUUGGUUUAGUUCACUAUGGCUAGGCAGCCUCUUUCCAGGCAAAUAUACAAUCAACCAAACUCUUUUCCAAGAACAUAUACCAUCGCAUCUUCCAAAUUUGGUCAACGCGGACUGGAAGAAUUUGCCGGGGGAUUUGAGCCAAUCAGAAACGGCGAAAUCUUUUGACUGAAUAAUAUACUUAAUUGUAAUGCAUGUAUUUUAGGUUCCGUUUCCUGGACAGAGAGACGCGCCCUUGAUUCCGGACACCAUAUCAGCACUGGAGUACGAACCUGUUGAUCUGACGCUUCCAGUUGCUGCCGAGGCUGUGUUGCCCGAUUUUGUUGAUGUUCCUCAAGAUGUGAAGGUUACUGAAGGUGACAAAGCAGUCCUUAGAGUCAGGGUUAUUGGGCAGCCAACACCUGAUAUUGAAUGGUAUGUUGACGAUGAACCAAUCCGCCCAAAUGAUCGGAUAUCCGUGCAGGCAGAGGGAGAUCAACACGAGCUUGUUAUACCUAAAGCAGAGCUUGAUGACGAAGGAAUCUACAAGUGUGUGGCUAAAAAUGAGAUCGGGAAAGCCAUCUGUGAAGUGGAGUUGCUGGUUGAUGGUACGGUUUUGUGCGAUAAGUAGAGUAGCUCUUCUUGAUAUUAGUUGAAAUGAGUUAAGCGAAUUAUUUUCGUAGUUAUAUUUGUAAUAGUCUCAUGCAGAUACAUAAGGCACCACACACCUCCUACAAGUUUGGAUGAGUGUUAUUUACCUUUUAUUCUGUUUUUUUUUCUCUCUUUCCUUUAAAACACCAUCGUCGUGUUUUAUAAAUUUUGAUCUCUGACAUCCGAAACUGCUCGGUUUCAACGGAAUCGUAAUGAUCUUGCAAUGUCAGGAAAUCUUAUUAAAAAUCUGAAAUCUGAGUGAAAAGUAUACAAGUACUGUUUAAAAAGUCACGGUAGUUUAUCUAACUAUUAUUAACUUGUAUAUUUCCAGAAACAGGUCAAACUUUCAGCAUACAUGCUUUAAACCUCAUCCAUUUCCAUUUUGGAAACCUGUGUACAGCCGCCCCCUCCCCUACAUUCUGGUACUUUAGUGCCAAAUAUGUACAUUGCUAACAUAUUCAUUGUAGAUGAAACGAGAGGAUUAUAUUCAGCUUUCGUUUUAUUCAAGACUUUCAAUAGUAAGAGAACAACUGGACUUAGAAUUCUUUAGAAAUAGCACUAUCAUUUACUUGGAGCUAAAUCGCGUUUUGGUAUAAGAGAAUAACUAUAUUUAAAUUCCAGAAAUCAAAGAACCAAAAGAAGGAGCUGGUGGUCUUCAAAUUACAAAAGAGCUUGAGGACGUGGAAGUUGACGAAGGAGAGCCAGCUACUCUGGAGAUUUGGUUUGUGAGUGAUGCUCCUACUACUGUAUCUUGGUUCAAGGACAUGAAGCCUGUGGAGGAUGGGCGGAGAGUUAAGAUCAUUACAGAUGAAAACAGCAGUAAGGUGGUGAUCAAGAAAACUGGUGUCAAAGAUGAAGGGCUGUAUCGGUGUACACUGCAAAGUGCUGAUCAAGAACUGAGUUCCUCUGCUGAGUUGAUAGUUGAAGGUAUGUGCGUUACAUUUGUCUCAAAUACAGUCAACAGUCUCUUCACCCUUGAAGUCCCAAGAGUAGCCAGCAUCAAUUUUUUCCUUGCAAUGUAUAUUGACAAUCAAGAGAAGAGGUUAUGAGGAUGGAUGAAAUGAUUAUGAAAGAGAAAAUACUUUGACCAGAUUCUCAACUAAUUCUUCAACGAAAUAUAACGAGAUCAGUGUUGAAAAUUUGUAUGUGAAUAUUGGGGCUUAGAAGCUUAACGGAUACUGUAGUAAGGCGGAAAUCUUGAGUUGGUCCCUCCCGUUCUUCAGUCAUUUUCCUUGACAUUAUAAAGUGGACACCUUUCAAAAGGGACACUUAGUACCGGCCCUAUGGUUAUUCGGCCUCGAGAGUGAUAACUAUACUGUAACAGAGGCUUCUUACUGUUCGUAUUUCAGUUUAAGCAGUUUAAAAACAUCGUUGCAAAAAGGGCGCAGAAAUAAAGAUUGGCGAAUGUUGUGUUUGGAAUUUUUAAUACAACUGUUAAAUUUCUUUGUCAUUUUUUCUUACAGAACCAUCAGAUGACGAGAAAGUAAUGUAAGAAACCCCUGCUUUGUUUUUCUUUGAUUUUGUGUGGUCCUCUUGACCUAACUCCUAGACGCUUGUCUUGUUCUUUCAUUUUGUAAAGAGUCACAAAGUCCACGAUGUUUUUGACUGAGAUGUUUUGUCUUUAAACAGAAUCAAAAGACCAGUGCUGGUUCAGAAGUUUGAUGACCAAGAAAUCACAGAGGGAGAUAAACUUGAGCUCCAAAUCAAAUACAUCGGCUCUAAACCAGUAACCGUGACCUGGUACAGAGAUGAUGAAGUGAUAGUGGCUGAUGAGCGCCGUAAGAUGCUCUCUGAUGAUGAUAUCCAUCUGCUCCGAGUGGACCCAGUAGAGAUAGAUGAUGAGGCUAUAUACAAGUGCAUUGUGAAGAAUCAAGCUGGACAGGACCAGUGCGAAGCGGAGAUUUUAGUUGAAGGUAACAUGCAUUUGGUAGGCUUUUGUCACUACAUCCCUAGAGGCUGUGCUUAAACUAAGAAAUAUUCCAAAUAUUGCCUUAUAUGAUGAAGUGAAAAAAUAUUUAUAUUACCUGGUACUUGAAGGUGAGUCAUUGAUCAUUUCUUGCUGAGAUCUUACACGCUUCUUAAAUGUACUUUUUCAGAUAAAGUUGAAGAGGAAGAUGUUGAUGCAGGUGUCACCGGUAAUGUCAAUUUCUACACUGUCUUGAUUCUGAUUCUAACAAUAAUCUAAGUAGAUGGAUUACUACAGAUGAACCACUCAAAAUCUCAUUUGGAGUCCAUUUACUGUGGGUUUUGUCGUCCACGGUUUCUUUCUUUCCUUCUUUUUUUUUUGAUUUGGAAGUAAGGUUAGGCGGGCUAUUNUGAUAUCCAUCUGCUCCGAGUGGACCCAGUAGAGAUAGAUGAUGAGGCUAUAUACAAGUGCAUUGUGAAGAAUCAAGCUGGACAGGACCAGUGCGAAGCGGAGAUUUUAGUUGAAGGUAACAUGCAUUUGGAAGGCUUUUGUCACUACAUCCCUAGAGGCUGUGCUUAAACUAAGAAAUAUUCCAAAUAUUGCCUUCUAUGAUGAAGUGAAAAAAUAUUUAUAUUACCUAGUACUUACUUGAAGGUGAGUUAUUGAUCAUUUCUUGCUGAGCUCUUACACGCUACUUAAAUGUACUUUUUCAGAUAAAGUUGAAGAGGAAGAUGUUGAUGCAGGUGUCACCGGUAAUGUCAAUUUCUAAACUGUGUCUUGAUUCUGAUUCUAACAAUAAUCUACGGAUUACUACAGAUUAACGACGCAAAAUCUCAUUCGGAGUCCAUUUACUGUGGGUUUUGUCGUCUACGGUUUCUUUCUUUCCUUCUUUUUUUUUUUCAAUUUGGAAGUAAGGUUAGGCGGGCUAUUUCAGUGAUUGUAUGCCUUCAGAAUUUUGUCACGUCGUCUUUAUCCCUUCUGUACCUUAAACGAAGUGUGCGAUGAUGAUGAUGAUGCUAGUUGCUUAUUUUUCUCUUUUAGUACAUCAAAAACCCUAUUUUAUCAAGCCACUGCCUGAAGAAGUUGAAGUUCUCGAGGGAGACUCCACUCGCCUUGAAUGCCGCAUCGCACGGGCAUCAAAAGUGUUAUGGCUCAAAGACGACGAACCUUUGGUGGAGGGUGAUCGAGUUGCAAUUGAAAAUGAUGGUGAUGUCUACACAGCUGUUAUCUCUCCCACGGAACUUGAUGAUGAAGCUGAAUACAAGUGUGUGGCCCAGAAUGAGUUCGUUGAAGUGUCCUGCAAAACGGAAUUGAUUGUUGAAGAAGGUGUCACUAUGCCUCUUAUUAAGGAGCCCUUAAAGAACGUGGAUGCAAAUGUGGGAGACAUUGUCAAGUUUGAUGUGCGCAUCGCCGGAAAUCCUGAACCGAUGGUGGAGUGGUUUAAGGAUGGAAAACAUCUGGAAGAUGAAGGCCGCGUUGUCAUCAUUGAUGAUGUUGAUGAUAAUGACAAGGAAUUAUUUUCCUUAGUUAUCGAGGGUUGUCAGAUGGAAGACUCGGGUAGUUACAAAGUUGUGGCCAUGAGUGAAGCUGGAACUGCUAACAGCGAAUGUGAUUUGGUAGUUACUCGUUCCACUGUCCCACCUGAAUUUAAAGAUGAAAUCGAAGAGGUAUGCUGAGUUGUUUUUUGCUGACAAAAUCACCUUCCUCGUUCCUCUGUAUUUGUAAUUUGAAUGCCAAUAUGGCUGGUGCUCACUACAAAAUUCACAAAAAAAAGCUUCUUAUAGCGACACUAAAUUUCUGUUUAACACCAUCUUGUAAGUCUUUCAACGGGAUACACUUAGGAGGCAAUUAAUUGUGCUCCCAAGGGUGUUCUGGUUGCGGAAGGUUAUGCACUUUUCAGUCAAAAGGUUACAGUAGUUUUGAGGGUAAAACUCAAGUUUCUUUUGUUCCAAACAAACUCUUUACCAACAAAAACACCAUUGCAAUUAACAGUUGGUAGUUGGAGAAUCCUGAUCAAACUUUGCCCGUAGUUGUAACCGGCUUUUAAAUCAUUAACAACUUGAAGGUGAAUUUAAUUUUUCCUUGAGCAGUUAAUAAGAUUAUGACUUCCAUACAUGCUACUUAUUGGUAAUUAUGAACCGAAUGUAAUGAAACGAAGGUAGUGGAGUUCAAUAAAAAGUGAUGUUCGAUCACCUUUGUUUUGUCUCAACAAAAUGAUGACCCACGUCCCACGUCUUUCUUCAUGGGAAAAAAUUAAUAAUUCUUUGCAGCCCUGGGGGUGUUUUUGCACUGAGUGAUCAUUAAUUUCAUUUGGAGUAUAUAUUUUUGUUAUUAUUAGGUACCACUGGAAGGUUCACAAGGAGAUAAUGUGACAAUGGUUGUACAUACUGGCCGCCUGCCCGCGCCAUCCAUUGCUUGGUUUAAAGAUGAGGAACCCAUUGUGUCAGACUCACAUCUUGAAAUCACACAAGAACCUGAUCUCUGUCAGCUGUUAGUUAAGCACGUGACACCAGCCGACUCGGGCACUUACAAGUGUGUUGCAUCUAGUGUUAUGGGAACCAUUACAAAGAAAUUCCUUCUCAACAUUGAAGGUGAGUUUGUCACUUUUGCGAGUUUAUUAGUUUAAUUAUGCCUUCACGCCUGCUGUGAAAUCUUAACUUGGGUUGAGUGAUACUUGUAUUUGUUUUGUUUGCACAAAAAAAUGCUUUAACAGCUGCGGAUGUAACGUUAGUUUUGCUUUUCUUUGUUGCUGCUCUUUGAGACUUUUAAGCGAGCCAAAAUAGAAAAAUCAUACACCAAUUUGCUGGCGAUUAGAGGUAAAACCAAGCCAAUCGUGAUUUGUUCGCGCGCGUUGGAUAUUUACUUUUGUUUUCGUUUGACAGCACGUGGAAACUGUCUCAAUUAAGAGGUGAUAACAUUUUAGUAAACAGUGUAAAUCACAUAAAUACUAAUGCUCUACGCAUAAAGUAGAGCAGAUAUAAUUUAGAUGUUUUCCAGAAAGAACUUAAAAGCUCUCAGAAUCUUAGGGCCAGUUAUUUAAACGUAGUUUAGGCAGUGUUUAACAAAACCGCGUUUUAAGCCAUUUUCAAUUUGCUCGAUGGUUUUUUCUAAACACUAUUUAUUGCGAAAAGCUUUAUGAAAGCAUAGAUAGUAGACCAGAAGAGCAUUUAUCUUCUUAAAAUAACUCACUAAGGAAGAGACCUGGAGGUCCAAAGAUUUGUUAAACCGUGGCUAAAAUUAGACUUCGUUUAAAUAUCCAACCCUUAGUGUUUUUGUGUUUUAGUUUGAAUAUCUCUGCUAUUUUCUGUACCCUAGGUUCAGAGAUUAGGGAAGAACAGCCCAUAACUGUGUCAGAGAUGGAUGACUUACAGGCUUCAUUGCCCAUUGAGGUAAAACCAGUGCAGGAUCUGUCUGCACCUGUCUUCACAAAGAAGAUCGAAGAUGUUGUUAUUGAUGCUGGUCAGGAAGCCCGUUUUGAUGCCAGAAUUCAUGCUGUUCCGGAACCCAAGGUUGAAUGGUAUCGAGGCUCGGUAAAGAUCGAAGACGAAGGUCGGUUUGUCCACAUAGAUGCGCUUAAAGAAGACUUGUUCUCUCUUAUUAUAGAGAGUGUCGAACCAGGUGAUUCAGGGACCUUCAAGUGUAUUGCAACCAACGAAGUUGGGGAAUCGACUUGUGACGCACAGUUAACUAUAAAAGGACCAGAAUCUUCCAUAGCUGGUGAUAAGGGAGAAAGUCCUCAAAUUACGCAGCCUUUGAGAGACGUUGAGGUAACGGAAGGAGAAAGUGCAACACUCGAAUGCAAAGUGUCAGGAAAACCAUAUCCAAGUGUAGCUUGGUAUAAAGAUGGCACAUGUGUGAAUGAUGUGGAAAGAUACAAAACAAGAUUUGAUGGGGAGUUAGCCACGUUAAAAAUCGCAACCACAGAACUGGAAGAUGAGGGCGAAUUUAAAUGCGUUGUUGAAAAUGCCUUUGGUUCAGCUUCUUGUUUGUCAGAACUUCUAGUCAAUGAGGCUAAUGCAAAGCCUGUGUUUGAAGAAAAAAUGAAGCCUGUUACUGUCAACGAAGGAGAUCCAGCAACAUUUAGUGUGAAGGUGACUGGUAACCCCCCUCCUGUUAUUGACUGGUAUCAGGGCAAGGAGCAGCUGGAGGAUAAAGGGCGUAUUGAAAUGGUAGACAGUGAAGAAACCAAUAUUUACUCACUUACUAUUAAAGACACUCUUUUAGAGGAUGCUGGUACUUACAAAUGCGUAGCCAAGAACGAAGAGGGGGAGGCUUCCAGCAAAGCUGCCUUGGCUGUGAAAGAGAUCAUCUCUGAGCCUGAAUUUGAAACUGAGAAAGGUCAAAGUCGUGAGGAGGCUACCCCAAUCAAGGUCCGAGAAGGAGAUGUCGUGAGUCUUAGUGCCGUUGUGAAGGGAAAGCCAGCACCUGCCAUUGAAUGGUAUAAAGAUGAAGAGAAACUGCGGGAAACAAGCCGUUUGAAGAUGGAUGCCAAAGAUGGUCAACUUUCUCUGAUAAUACUGGAGGGAAAGCCUGACGACUCUGGAGUUUAUAAAUGUGAAGCCAAAAGCAAAGGUGGUAAAGCCGAAAAAACAUUUAACGUCAACGUUCAAGGUACUGUUUCCAGUGAUCACCCGUGUUAUGGUUGUUAAAUUCAAAUUAACCUUUUAAUGAUUUUAUUACUUUAAUUUUCCUAACUUUGCCUCAUUGGUGUCCAAACAAACGAAAACUUAAAAGUGUUUCUUCCCAACGCCUCAAAGUUGAUAAAUCAUUAGAACCCACAAUGAUAGUUUGCAUAAUCAUAAUGUUAUUGGAUGAAAAAGUAGUGUAUACAUAUAGGGCCAACAGAUGUUUAGUUAGAAGAAAAGCUUUUUACGUAUCGUCGUUUUUCUGUUUAUUGUAGCCGAAAAACCCGACGGUUCGGCACCAUUGUUCACAGAGUUACUCCAGCCUGUAGAGGUGGUACAAGGAUCUCCAGCUAAACUCCAGUGUCGAGUUACUGGUGUGCCGGAGCCGACCAUUGAGUGGUUUAUAGAUGAUGAGCCUGUGAAAGAAGAUAAGAGAAUAAAGAUACGGUUUGAUGGCGAGUUGUGCACUUUAAAGUUUCUGUCAACGGAACUUGAAGAUGAAGGCCCUUACAAGUGCGUAGCUAAGAACGAGUUUGGUUCAGCCUCGUGCGUUUCUGAACUUCUUGUAAACGAACCAAAAAUGAAGCCAGAGUUCGUGGAGAAGAUGAAACCUGCUAAUGUGGCCGAGGGAGAGGCCGCCCGUUUUGAUGUUCAAGUUGACGGCAAUCCGCUGCCAAUGGUUGAAUGGUUUCGAGGUAAAGACAAACUUGAAGAUGAAGGACGUUAUGUGAUGGAUGAUGCCGAAGAAGAGGGUAGGCAUACUUUGAUUAUUGAAGACGCAGUUCCUGAAGACGCAGGUACGUACAAGUGUGUCGCAUCCAAUGAGGAAGGGCAGGCAACCACCAAGGCUGCUCUUGCUGUGAAGGAGAAGAUGAUCGUACCUGAGUUCACAGGUGAGCAACAAGAAGCGUCAAUACAUGUGGCUAGUGGAGAUGACGUGGGUCUAAGCGUAUGCGUUACAGGGAAACCCUUACCCUCAGUGGAAUGGUACAAGGAUGACCAGAAGAUGCGGAAGACAAGCAAACUGAAGAUCGAUCAGGAAGAUGAUAAGGUUUCACUAAUUAUUUUGAACGCCACGCCUGAUGAUUCUGGCACCUACAAAUGUGUGGCUUCUAGCAAAGCUGGGACAGCGACUCGUUCAUUUGAUGUUAAUGUGGCAGGUAAGUUGAACCCUAAACACUUUUAUCAGUGCUUACCUUUUUCACUGUAGUCAGUGCUCACUCCCAUGUAAGUAAUUACUUUGUGUAGGCAUCAUAAUGUGUCCAAGGUUAGUUUGGAGUAUGGAAAGAAGUGUUUACCUGAAUACACCGCUAUAGCAUAGUUUUGUUUCUUGCUAUUCAGCCACGAGGCCGGAAGGUAAAGCACCGGAGGUUAUCAAGCCUGCAAACAGUGUUGAAGUCGAAGAAGGUAAACCAGCAAGGAUAGAGUGUCAGAUAGCUGGGAAACCCAAGCCUAAUGUGGAAUGGUUUAAAGACAGCGAAAAGGUCAAAGAGAGCAAUCGCGUCAGGCCUGAAGUCAGCGAUGACACUUUCUCGUUGAACUUUAAAGAAACUAAGCUUGAAGAUGAAGGAGACUACAAAUGUGUUGCUCGGAAUGAGUUCGGUAGUGUGUCGAGCCAGGCUGAGCUUCUUGUCAACGAGGCACUUACUAAGCCCGAAUUUGAAGAAAAGAUGAAGAACUUGAACGUUCAGGCUGGGAAAGAGGCCAGGUUUGUCGUGCUGGUUACUGGUGUUCCACCGCCAGAAGUUGACUGGCUCAAAGGAGAUGACAAGGUUGUCGGCGAUCGGUUUGUCUUGAUUGAUGAUGAAGGCGACGAUGGGCGUUUCUCUUUGAUUAUCAAGGACGUACAGCCGGAGGAUUCUGGAAAGUAUGAAUGUAUCGCGUUCAAUGAAGUGGGAGAAGUGUCAUGCAAGGCUAACCUAGCUGUGGAGGAAACUCUUGUAGCUCCCGAGUUCACUGAAGAACAGGAGAGUGCGCCAAUUGUUGCUGAGGAAGGAAGUGAUGUUAAUUUGAAUGUAGAGUUGAAGAAAGGACAACCAAAACCUCAAAUUGAGUGGUUUAAGAAUGACAAACCAGUGAAGAGUGACGACCAUCUUGUAUUAGCUGAUAAAGGAGACCUGCAUUCGCUGACAAUUUCCUCAGUUGUCCCUAAUGAUUCUGGUGUUUACAAGGUUAAAGCUAUUAGUAAAGCUGGCUCUCUGGAAAGGACGUUUGAUGUGCAGGUUGCAGGUAAUGUACUAUACCACAGCACCUAACUUGUUGCUGCUAGUCAAAUAAACCUAAAUGUUUCUAAACGUGGAGUGACUAAUUUCAGAGCUCGAACGUUUUGGUUCAUUCAUUCAUUGGUUGUUUUGAUAAUAAUAAUGUUCUGAUAUUACGUUGACACUCGUAAUCUCCAACAAAGCUAAAUUGUAAUGCUGGUUGUUUAAGAUCUAACAAGACCAAGGAAAGUAUAUUUUAAUUGCUUUCAUUUAAAUGUUCACACUAAAGGAUUCCAUCUGCAGACUCAAGAAGUUGAGACGUGACUUUUCUUCGCCAUCGCAGCUUUCAGCUUCCUGCUUCAGACCCUUAAAGUUUAGUUUUGAUUAUAACAUUUUUGUUGUGUAUUCUGACGUUUUACCUUGCAGCAAAGCAGCCUGAGGGUUACGCCCCGCAGUUCCCAGAAACUUUACAGCCAUUGGAGGUGAAGGAGGGAACUGCAUCAAAGCUUCACUGCACGGUGGAAGCAGAACCGCAGGCGACGCUUGAAUGGCUUAAAGAUGGAGUGAAAGUAAAGGAAAGCAGAAGGGUGAAAAUAGAAAGUGAUGGAAAAACGGUUUGUUUGUCUUUUAAGGAGACCAGGCCUGAUGAUACUGCUGAGUACAAAUGUGUAGCCACUAAUAGUUUUGGGUCUACCUCUUGUGUGGCGCGUCUAACAGUGAAAGUCCUGUCUAAACCCGACUUCAAGGACAAGAUGAAAGGAGUCGAAGUAGUGGAAGGUGACUCCGCAGUGUUUAACGUUCGGGUUUCUGGUUAUCCUGAACCUAGUGUUGAGUGGUUUAGAGGUACAACAAAGCUGACGAAUGACGACCGAUAUGCGAUCGAAGAACAUAAAGAGGAGACCAGCUUCAGUCUUACAAUCAAAGAUGUUAAACGUGAAGAUACAGGCAUGUAUAAGUGCGUUGCUUCGAAUGAAGUUGGUAAGAACACAUGCCGAGCGGACCUGAGUGUGAAGGAGAGGCUAUAUUCCCCUGAAUUCUCCGAAGAGCCCUCGGACGCCCCCAUUACAGUGACAGAAGGCGACGAAGUGAACCUCGAUGCAACUGUCAAAGGAAAACCGAAACCAGACGUGAGGUGGUACAAAGACGACAAAAUCCUUCGUGAAAGUAGCAGACUGGACAUUAAGGCUCGAGGAGACAAAUACUCUGUUGUUAUCCUUGGUAUCAAAGCUGAAGACGCUGGCGUAUACAAGUGUGAAGCAAAGAGCAAGAUGGGUACAGCGACCAGGACGUUUGAUGUCCGUGUUGCAGGUAUCAUUUACAAAGAUCUAUAAUGAGUACCUAAUUACCCAUAAAUAGAAAAGUUUUAUUGAGGGCCCCCGGUUGAUAGGAGCCAAGUGCAGACAGGGUCACUCAGCUUAAAUAAGUUUCAUGUAGACUUGAUUUUACUGUGGGUACCAAAGUACGCUGGCAAUGCUGUGGUACUUUUGUUUUUAGAUGAUAUAUUAAUAAGCAAGAUUUGGUUAUGUCAAUUUUCAGUUCUGGUUAUACUUUUCCAAUCCUCUAAACGUAAGCAGACAAUUUUUAGAUUGUUAAUUUUCUUUUUUCUCUGCUAACGCAUUCAGCACAACCUUUAUAAGGAAAUGGAUGAUAACUUUUAAAUGAAAUAUUUGGGCGCGAGACUUGCAAAGGGAGUCUCGCGAAAACGCGGGAGUGGUAAGCUGUUAUUGUUUUAAUAUGCUUUUUUUUUGCAGCGAAAAAACCAUCAGGAACUGCUCCAGAAUUUACGACACUUUUAGAAAACUUGACUGUGGUUGAAGGUGACCCUGCGACGCUGCAAUGUGAGAUUAAAGGAGAACCAACACCAGUCGUUGAAUGGUUUAAGGAUGAUGAGCAGGUUGCGGAAACUAAUCGCGUUGAGAUGGAGUUUGACGGCAAGCUUUCGUCCUUAACAUUUGAGCCAAGCAAACUUGAUGAUGAGGGUGACUACAAGUGUGUUGCGCGCAAUGAGUUGGGUAGUGCCUCCAGUAAAGCUGAACUUCUUGUAAACGAGGCGGAUACAAAACCAGUAUUUACAGAGAAACUUGAAAAUGUCGUUGUUAAAACUGGGGAAGAAGUCCGGUUUGAAGUUCGGGUGAUUGGAUCGCCUCCACCAGAAGUUGAUUGGUUUAAAGGAGAAAAUAACCUUGAAGAUGACAGUCGCAUCCUUAUGGUUGACAACGUUGAAGAGGACCUGUUCUCGCUGAUUAUCGAAGAUGCACAGCCAAGUGAUAGUGGAGAGUACGAGUGUGUAGCGUUCAAUGAACUUGGCGAGGUUUCUUGUAAGGCAAACCUGGUCGUUGAAGAAACGAUUAUCGCACCACAGUUUGGAAGUGAGGUACAAAGUGCAGCUCCUGUUUUCCUAGAAGAACCAAUUGUUGCACCUGAAUUUACUGAAAAAAGUGAAAGCGAACCCAUUGUCAUUGACGAAGGAGGAGAAGUUACUCUCAGUGUGGAUGUCAAAGGACAGCCGAAACCAGAUGUGCAAUGGUUCAAGGAUGAUGUAGAAGUUAGGCCUAGUGAGCAUGUGGCCAUCAGCGAGGUUGACGACAAACACGCCUUGUUAAUCAAGGAUGCUACUCCUAAAGAUUCGGGUAUUUACAAGUGCAGGGCUAGCAGCGUAGGUGGUGUGGCUGAAAGAACCUUUGACCUACAAGUAGCAGGUAAACAUUAUGUGAAGUGUCAUUUGAAUCUUAUUUAUAGAAUUUUACGUACUCUAAAAGUGAAAGGCGAAAGUCUUAGAAAAUGACCAAUUCGACAAUUUUAAGGAAUUAGCAAAAUGUUCUAUAUAGGUUGAAUGAAAACAACUGAACUGCCUUAAAGUUAUUAGUCAAUCACUUUCAUUUCAAUGGCCUCACUCACAAUAAACAUAUCGGCCAUUUGGAGCAUGCAUGUGAGACUGAUUCGUUGUGCCGAAUUGCACUAUGGGAAUUUUUUUUUUUUGGGGGGGGGGGACCCUUUCUCUCCUCUCAUUGGCUAUUACGAAUUUGAGCAGGAAACUGGGUCAAAGUUCGUCCCCCUAAAUAGACCUUUUUACCGAUACGGCGGCCAUAUUGAAGUAAUUCGAUUUAAGGAGUAUUAUAGGAUGCCCAGGGGGCAUGAGCACAUUUCGUUUGUAUUUUCGAGCGCUUUUCGGGACAUUUUUUCGGAAAGUUUUCUUAGAAUAAGAUUGUAAUGGAAGAAAAGAUCCUUGUGCCGUGUUUGGAUGUAAUAAUGAUUGCCUUUUUCCCGAGAAAUAUACAGUGAAAGACCAUAUUUCUAAUUCUAAACUAGAAAAAGGCGAUCAUUAUUACAUCCAAACACGGCACAUGGAUCUUUCUUCCCAUUACAAUCUUAUUCUAAGAAAACUUUAAGAAAAAAUGUCCCGGAAAGCGCCAGAAAAUACAAACGAAAUGUGCUUAUGCCCCCUGGGCAUCCUAUAAUACUUCUUAAAUCGAAUUAAUUCAAUAUGGCCGCCGUAUCGGUAAAAAGGUCUAUUGUUUCACAGUGCAAUCCGAUGCAAUAACGACUCAUUCUCACGGGUAAUCUAAAAGUGGCUGAAUUUUGACGUGGUUCCUUAGGAAAAAGAGCAUGUUCACAUUAAUAUCAUUAGAAGUUACUACUCUGCCACAGUGUCCAGGGACAAACGUGAGCUUGAACCUCGGUUGUCACAGAGGCUCUAGUAGCUCAUUGGUUAGUGCAUCCGGUCUGGAAAUCUGAGGGCCACGAGUUCGUAUCGCAAUAGGAGCUCGUAAUUGUUUGCUCAGCUUUCUCAUCACUCUUCCCUCUAAAUUUGAAAUUAGUCAAGGCGAAAUUAGAGCUGAUUAGUGUUGCUGUUGUUUUUGUCUUAACAGCUAAAAAACCAGCAGGGACUGCACCAAUGUUCACCGAACCUCUUUCACCAGUAGAGGUGAAGGAAGGCAAUGAUGCUAAGCUACAAUGUACUGUUGCAGCCGACCCCGAACCUAAUGUUGAGUGGUUCAAGAAUGGAGUGCGUGUUAAAGAAAACCGACGAAUUGAAUUGGACAGUGAUGGAGGAGCCAUUUCUUUAACGAUCAAAGAAACAAGGACGGGUGAUCAAGGAGAAUACAAGUGUGUUGCGACCAAUGACUCAGGUUCGGAGUCCUGUGUUGGAAGCUUAACAGUCCGCGCUAUCACCAAGCCAGACUUCAAAGAGAAACUCAAGGCAGUUGAAGUCAUUGAAGGGGACACAGCACGGUUUGAUACUCGAGUUCUUGGGUACCCUGUGCCCGAUGUUGAGUGGUUUAGAGGAACAACCAAGCUGAAAAAUGAUGAGAGAAUUGAGAUGACGGAGAACAAAGAUGAAAACAGUUAUUCCCUUGUAAUUGCUGAUGUUAAGCUUGAAGAGGCUGGAAUGUACAAAUGUGUGGCUUCUAAUGAAGCAGGUGAGUGAAAAGAUUUUUUGAAAUUGGGAGUUGUCAUGUCAGAAAGUGAGAACAAAUCACAAUGAACAGGUGUGAUUAUAAAAUGUAGAAUGGGAAUAUUGCAAAAUUUUUAAAAGCGUUUUGUUAAUGGAACGAGAAGGGUGUAACAUUAACUACUCUUUAGGAUCUUACGCCGUGGGUUAACAGUUCAGUUGAAAAUUUUUAGCAACACAUGUAAUUAAUUUAUACUUCGCGAACGAACCUGCCAACUGCAUUGUUUUUCUCUGUGAAUGUGCUAUUGAAUUCUUAAUUGUUGGCGAUGAGAGGUAAUUUUGAUAACAUGCUAUGCCCAAAAUAAUAUGGACUGUAGAGUCUUCACGUUAGUAAUUAACUCUUGCAUCAGGUAAAAACACAUGCCGAGCAGAUCUCAAGGUCAAGGAGAAGCUGUUUGCUCCUGAAUUCUCCGAAGAGCAGUUGGACACGCCCAUUACAGUGACAGUAGGCGACGAAGUGAAUCUUGAUGCUACAAUCAAAGGGAAACCAAAACCUGAUGUUAGAUGGUACAAAGACGACAAAAUCCUUCGUGAAAGCAGCAGACUGGACAUCAAGGCUCGAGGAGAUAAAUAUUCUGUUGUGAUUCUUGGUAUCAAAGCUGAAGACUCUGGCGUGUACAAAUGUGAAGCGAAGAGCAAGAUGGGUACCGUGAGCAGGACGUUUGAUGUCAAAGUAGCAGGUGUGUAAUAAAUACUGCUAUCGUUUUGGUAGGUUUCAAUAAGCAAGCUUUGUUUUGUUGCUUUGGUCACCGUUGCAAGUCAUGUGAAGACGCUGUAAUUGAAGAUGGGUUACUAUUAUUUUUCAAUGUGGACUUUUGAGAGCAUAUUGAAAGAUCAGCUUUACAUAGUAUAUUUGCUGGCUGGUUGUGGGCAAUAGGCGUAAUGACUGAAUUGGGUCCAGAAAACCAGAAAGGAACAAAUCACCGUUGUCAUAAGCUUAAGCAAACAGCCGACAUUUCACGACAUCGCCACUAGUUUAUGUCUGAAGAGCGAGCGCAGAAAUGUCAUACUGAUGACGUAUUCUGAUUGGUCGUGUCGCGUAGAAAAUUCGCUUCUUCCAAUCACAAGCACUAGCCAGAUCUGGAUAGUGCCACGAGUAGAAAUCAGUUGGCUUUGGUUGGGCUUUGAUAGACUCGUUAUUGUUUUUGUGUCUUGCAAAACGCAUUUAUCCCCCUUCAAUAGCCUGCCGAAGGCGUUUAAUGUUAAUGUUGUUUACUUAUUUGCUAGAUAAAAAGCCAACUGGAACGGCACCUGAGUUUACCCAUCCGUUAGAGUCAUUAGAAGUCUCCGAGGGAAUGGCAGUUAAACUUUCAUGCUCCCUGAAAGGAACACCCGAACCAACCAUCCAGUGGCUGAAAGAUAACAAGCCUCUGAAAACUAACAAGCGAGUCAAGGAUAACUUUGACGGCGAAGUCGCCUCUUUGGCAUUUACUGAGAUCGACCUUGAUGACGAAGGAGAUUACAAGUGCGUCGCGCAAAACGAGUUGGGAUCAGCGUCUUGUACUGCCGAGCUUCUUGUUAACGAGACCGCUAGUAAACCAGAGUUUAUUGAAACAAUGAAGGACAUUCAAGUCGCUGUUGAUGAUGAGGGACGGUUUGAUGUGCGCGUGUCGGGUUUUCCUAACCCGUCAAUUCAGUGGUUCAAGGGGGCAGAGAAGAUCGAGGACGAAGGGAAGUUUAUGUUAAUUGACGAUGAAGAAGAAGAUCUGUUUUCUCUUGUUAUUGACCAAGUUACACCUGACGAUGUUGGUACGUAUUCGUGCAAAGCUAACAAUGAGGCAGGGGAAGCCAGCUGUAAAGCUGAGCUGCAACUUCAAGACCAGAUGGCAGCUCCAGAAUUUGCUGAUGAAGUAGAAAGCGGCCCAAUAACAGCUCAAGAAGGUGGCGACGUGACAUUGAACGCUACUGUUAACGGAAAGCCAGUCCCAGAUGUUGAAUGGUAUAAGGAUGAUAAGAUCCUGAGGAAAACUAGCCGCUUUGAUAUGAAAUCACGAGGGGAUAAAUUUUCGCUGGUUAUCCUGAAUGUGACACCUGAUGAUUCUGGUUUGUACAAGUGUGUGGCUCGCAGCAAGGCUGGAAGUGUUUCGAGAACAUUUCAAGUGAAUGUCGAAGGUACCUUUGGUAGUUAUUGUGACGAUAUUAAAAUUCCCUUCCCCUAGUUGUCGCCUGCAAUCCUAAUCUCCAGGUUGCUAAUACGCAUGCUUGGCACUUAUGUAUCUAGCAAUCGUUUGGACUUCCACUAAGAAUGAAUGAAAUGAAUAGAACGCAACAUGAUCACUUUAUGGUCUUCCAACACGUGAAACUUACGCAAAGCACCAGCGUUAGGGCAAGAGCAUUUUGACCUUCGACCAGAAGCCUGAAACUCGCCCGCACUCCCUAACUUUUGGUUAUUACUAGUAGGUAUAUUGUAGGAUAAGUACUUCAAAGGUUCCAAGGUGCUAUGAUCACGCUGUUCGCUAUCUUUUGAAAAAACUAAAACGUAUCUUCCCAUCGAAUGAAUUCUAAAAACAUUUGACUACUUUUGUUGUUUAAGACUACAUCUAGACAGUGAGACUGUGUCCUGUCUUCUGUUGCUAGGAUGGCAAUGCUGGGCUUGGAAGGACCGCGCUACCUUGUAGCUAAUUCAUCUAAAGAAAACGAGCCACCUGAUUAAUGCAGUUCUCUUUGAAUCUUAGGUAAAAAAGCAAAGAAACCAAAAGGGAAAGCACCUGAAUUCACGCAAUCUUUGAAAGUAACAGAAGUCGAGGAAGGGAGUCCUGUCAGAUUAAAAUGCCGCAUGACUGGUUCCCCGGAGCCCACGGCAGAAUGGUUCAAAAACGGAGCUCCGAUCGAACUGGGCCGUCGAAUAAAAGCUGAUGUUAUCGGUGACAUGUGUCAAUUGUCUUUUACGGAAACACUAGCAGACGAUCGGGGGGAAUACAAAUGCGUUGCUAGGAACGAUGUUGGAUCGGCAUCGACCGAAUGCGAGCUUAUUGUAAUAAAACCUAUCUCAUCACCCGAGUUCAUAGUGACACUUAAAACUGUUAAUGUGAAUGAAGGCGAGACAGCUCAGUUUGAUGUGAAAGCAACUGGACAUCCAGAGCCCAAGAUCGAGUGGCUUCGUGGUUCUCAAGCUAUCGAUAACGAAGGACGUUUUACGUUAAAACGUGGCGAAGAAGGCGGUCAGCACUCUUUAAUUAUCGACGAUACAACGACGGACGACGCUGGUACUUAUAAGUGCGUUGCAUCUAACACUGCGGGAAAGGCAACGUGUCGAGGUGAACUAAACGUCAGCGAGAAACUAACAGCUCCAGAGUUCGUUGGCGACCUAGACGAAGCUCCAAUAACUUUUAACGAGGGCGAUGAAGUGUCGUUAACUGUUACUAUUCGCGGAAAACCAUCCCCUGAAGUACAAUGGUACAAGGAUGAACUUAAUGUGUCUAAGUCAUCAAAUGUGAACACGCUUGUCAAAGGAGAUCAAUACACACUUACAAUUUAUAGCGCUAAGCCGUCUGACUCAGGAGUCUACAAGUGUGUUGCCAAAAGUAAAAUGGGAACAGCUACACGGACUUUUACCAUUCAUAUUGAAGGUGAGUCCGUUGCUAAUUAUAGAGUAAAGGGUGUGGCCUAAUGGGUCCCUUCUGCGGGUAUCGUGGUACAAAUUAUUUAGCAAAAUAGAAAGAAAAACGCUUAAAAAUAGAGCUCGCUAAAUGACAUUACGUUUAGGUUCUUUACUUGUGGUGAUAGUGGAGAAGAACCUGGAAAGUAGAUAAUGAAGUGAUCGUUUCUGCAGUUAGAUAUAAGGGAGCUUUAACAACGACGACGGCGACGGCAGCGAGAACUUCAAAAACGCAAUAGGUUUGAUUAGCAAAACAACAUCUAUGCACGUGCAGCACACUUUUUUGUACAUUUCUUUGCCGUCACUGCUCGACUACGGCUUGAAAAUCCCUGAUUUCACGUUUUAUGGAGGACGUAAACAAGCGAUAACGAAUUUUUCUUUCUCUUUUAAAACUUGAGUGUGAUCCCCAAGAAAUCAACUUCAGGGAAAUUCGCCUACAUUUGACAUUUCCAGCAAUUGGAAUAAGCGCGACAAAGUUUGAAAAAACGCGAAUUCAUUUUAAAAGUGACGUUUUCGCUGCUGUCGCCGUCGUCGAUGCUAAAACUCCCUAUAAGCAAGCACGACGGCAACGGCGACGAAAACCUCCCUUAAAAUGGUACUUGCGCUGUUUCAAACUUCAUAGCUCUUGUUCCAUCUCGUUCAAUUUGUCAAAUGUUCACGACUUUUUCUGGACUAUAGUUCUAAAGGGCUGUAUCUAAGUUUAGGAAACAGAAGAAUAUGGUCGUUGUCUUGUGUUCACAUUCUCCUUGAAACGUGAUAACCGUGGUAAGUCUCACGUCGUAGUCUCGCAACGACAGUAAGGAAAUCUACAGUUGUGUACAAAAAUGGUGAUACACGUGCAAAGUUUCUGUUUUGCAAAUAGAGCACAUUACUUGUUUUUGACUUUUUCGUAGCUGUCGCCGGUUUGGGGACAGUGAAGGGGGAACAGAAGAAUUUAAAAUAUGUGUUCUGUUGUAUCUGUUUACUAUUAAUUAGCCAAGAAACCUAAAGGAACAGCACCUGAGUUCUUCAAAGCUCUUAAGAAGAUAGAAGUAGUUGAGGGAAGUACAGCUAAACUGGAAUGUUGGGUCCACGGAAAACCGGAACCGGAAAUAGAAUGGUUCAAAGAUGAUGUAGCUGUUAAAACAAGCAAACGGGUGAAAACUUAUUUUGACUUCGAAGUUUGUAAACUAACAAUUGCUGACACUGUUACUGAUGAUGAAGGAGAAUAUAAAUGCGUGGCGACCAAUGAGCAUGGCAGUGCCUCUUGCUCUGCUGAGCUCUUAGUGAACGAAGCUAUUGUCAUGCCUGAAUUUAAAGAGAAAAUGAAGCACAUUACUGUUACUGAAGGUGACACAGCCAGGUUUGAUGUUCACGUGAUCGGCAAUCCUAAACCUGAAACUGAGUGGUCAAAAGGCGGGAAACCUAUAAGAGAAGGAGGAAGGUUUAAGAUAGUACAAUCGGAUGAUAGUGACUUACAUUCCUUACUUAUUGAGAAUGUGUCAAUGGACGACUUUGGUAGUUAUAAAUGCGUAGCAUCUAAUGAGGCUGGUAGAAUGCAGUGUUCUGCGCGAUUGGAUGUUAAAGAAAGAGGGAUGGUACCUGAGUUUUCUGACGAGUAUGGCGAUGCGCCGAUUGAAGUCAGCGAAGGUGAUGAACUUAAGAUUAAUGUAACGGUCCAAGGGAAACCAAGACCUGAUGUUGAAUGGUUCAAAGAUGACAAACCUUUGAAAAGAACUAGUCGCAUGAGUUUAUCAACUCGCGGAAGUAAAUUCGGUGUGACUAUUUUCUCUGUUGCCCCUGAAGAUUCAGGAGUGUACAAGUGUGUUGCUAAGAAUACAGCUGGUACAACAACGAAAACGUUCCAGGUCAACAUCGAAGGUAGGUCUUCUUUCUGUUACUUAAAUCAUUUUCUAGAAGCUAAAGGAAAGCACCUAUCGUCUCACUUUUUAUAUGGUUGUUUGCUAUUUCAGGUCAAGACUAGCUCGAAUACAGCCCCCAUCUCCCGUCAAACAAAAUCUUCCCGAUAUGUUUUUGAGGGGAGGCAGCGGCUGUUCACAGAUUAGUUCGAGACGUGCUUGCAAAUUUUGCUGCAUUUUGUCAUUAUACAAAAGAACGAUAUUGAUAUUGAUAUUAUUAUUUUUCAAUAAGUGACACAGGCAAAACUUAGAAAAAAAAAAUACAUCCAAAUGAAAGCUUAAAAGGUUAGGUUUCCACAUCUGUCACCUUAUUCACUAGAGGACAGUUUUUUGGUGCACAUUUUCAGGGCGGUCGUUAAGGUCCCUCUCCGACAAACGAGACGCAAAACACAAGAUCGUUGAUUAGUGUGCAAUCCUGUGGCACCUGGAAUAUACACUCGGGGUAGCUUGCGUCGCAAUCAGUCUAAAUCACUGAUAUCGAGUACUCUAUCUGGGUCUCGAGUGACAAUUUCGGCUGCAACGCAGGCUAAUUCGGGGUAGUUGCGAAAGAGAUCCCGCUUUCGAUAGCUUCCGGAUAUCCAACUCAGCCAUUUUGUUGAAUGCUCUUCAGUGGUUUUAUGGGAGAUCUUUGAAUUGAAAUGCCCCAGUAUGAGCACGUUUCCGAGGACCUUCUUGUACAAUAACCAGGGCGAAAUUUGAAUUAGGUAAUUGAUGAUUUUGCUGAUAUUUAUGCGUUUUGUUACAGGCAAGAAACCUGCACCAAAAUUCAUACAGCCGUUACAAGACACACAAGCUACCGUUGGCGCGAUAGUUAAGCUGGAAUGUCGUUUAAAUGCAACGCCUAAACCUAACAUUGAAUGGACCAGAAAUGGCCGUCCUGUCUUUGAAAGCCGGCGUGUACGGACAGAGGCGGAGGGUGACCUCUACUCUCUUGUAAUCUCUGAUCUUAGACCUGAAGACAGCGGGGAAUAUCAAUGCACAGCCAAGAACAAAACAGGAACUGCUUAUUGUACAGCUAAGCUUACUGUGAGUGAGUCGACGAGUAAACCCGAGUUUAAAGAAACUAUGAAAGAUCUGGAAGUCGUAGAAGGCGAUGAAGCCGUGUUUGAAGUUGCAGUGAUUGCUAAAACCGAGCCUGAAGUAGAAUGGUAUUUGAGAAAAAUGAGGAUAACGAGCGAAGAAAAAUACACCAUUAGUGAAGACCUUGACAGGCAGAGAUAUUCUUUGAAAGUUGUUGAUUGCCAACGAGAAGACAGCGGGCAGUAUAGAUGCGUUGUCAAAAAUAGCGCGGGCGACGUCAGUUGCUCAGCAGAAUUGAAGGUUAAUGACAGAACUGUUGCGCCGACGUUUGUUCAAGGAAGCGAGGAACAGCUUUUUGAGGUGUGGGAAGGGGCACCAGUCAAGCUUGUUGUGCAAGCGAAAGGAAAGCCUACGCCGCAAGUUGAGUGGUUCAGGGAUAAUCGUCUUGCAAGACGAGUGAAGCGAGUUGAGCUACAAACGGAAGGUGACAAGAGCAAUUUGUUAAUCCCUAAAGCAGUGCCAGGUGAUUCAGGGAAUUACCGCGUUGAAGCCACAAAUUCUGCUGGCACCGCUGUGAAGCCAUUUACCGUCAAGGUCAAUGGUAAGUGCAUUCUUUGAUCUGUUAGUAGACAGUGAAGACUGAAUUCCACUGUAAAGUGAUGGUAAUGUGCAGUAUAGGUGAGAGCGUCCAUUAUUUGUAAUCGCCAUAUUUGAUUUGGAAAGCUCUACCAUGGGCAUAGGGCUACGAUUGUUGUUUCGCGUGUAUAAUAAAGCGCCACGAAGCAAAUGUGUCCCUUGCUUGUGAGAUUGUUCAGAAACUUAAGUAUUGGGUGUUACAUCGAUCGAUGCAAUGUUGUAGCUUACCUUUUCCUGUAAAGACGUUUAAUGGAAUAAUAAUCCCUGCUAUUCAAUUUUGCUAGCAUCCGUUCAACAUUCGCCUCCUUGUCAAUUCGUAUCACGAAUCGUGUAACCCGUCUAAGCUCAGUAAAGUCGACCAACUUGGGUCAGCUGAACACAUCGUAGCAUCGCCAAUAGUUUUAAGUUACGUUGUUGAUUAUAAUGUCUUGUUUAAUUUUCAGCACAAAAGCUUGUACUAAGACGUGAACCAAUCCCACCAGGAGCCGAAAAACCAGAGUUUAUUCAGAGGCUGCAGGAUAUUGAGAUCGUUGAAGGAAGUGCUGCUAGAUUUGAUGUUCGAGUCAAAGGUACAGUACUUUUUUUCUCAAGUUUUGUUUGUAACUUGUAACUAUCAAAAGAUUUAGUGUAGAUGAGGUUGUUUGUAACUGUAUGAAUGGAGUCGCUUGACGCUAAUUAAAAAAAAAAGUAAAGUGAACCCUUGCCGUGGUGGAGACUUUCCCCUGUCUAAGUCAAUUUUGUUUGUCACUUUCACUCCAAACAGCGUCCCCGCAAAAUCCAAUUGUGAAAAAAGUCCAAUUUUGGUUUUUUAAUAUGGUGAAAACCAAAGAUUUAAAAAUAAGUCCAACGUUUAAGUCCUCCAAAAUGGGUUUGAUUUGAGUAUUAAGGUUCGCAUCAGCAGAUUAGCAAGUUAGUAUGAAAAGUAAACACGACAGUAGAGUACUAUACUUUUCAUUGUUAGACUCAGGCCAGGAAAAAAGCUAACUUGGCCUUGGUAGAAUUGUAGGUUUUUCGAAGGUUGGACCAUGCACGUUGGCCUCAACAAAGGCAAACGAGCGAAUCUUUUGUGCUCAUGAGGUUCGAAAAAUCGGGAUUUUACUUAAGUAAGGGGUUCAAAUGUGUUUUGUGCUGGCAAUGAGGGUGAUGUUUGCUCCAAUAGGAAAUCCUGAGCCUGAAAUUGAUUGGUACAAAGAUAACCGAGUAAUCCGUGAAGGAGGGCGGUUACAAUUCAAGUUUGAAGAUGACGGUUUGUGCUCCUUGCUGAUAAAAGAGGCUGAAUCAUCUGACAGAGGACGCUACAAAUGCGUGGCCAGCAACCCUGCUGGAAAGGCUCAAUGCAGCGCGGAGCUCUUCAUAGAAAGUAAGUAGUAGUAAUAGUAGUAGUGGCGCUUUGGCACUUGACUGUAAAGCUUUGAAGCGUAUGGGGGUCGAAUGUUUGCACCGCUGGGAACACCCCGUGAGCGCCUUAGCCCCGCAGACUGGGAAAUUUCCCGUACUGUUCAGAGGUUUAACGAGUGUGGUAGUUAUGGGAGGUUUCCGUGCAUGCUUUAACCCCUAAGAGCAUCUGAUUUCUCCUUAAAAUAACACUAAACAUAUAGGUCAUGAGAUUAAAGGAAUGGAUCCCCAUGUAAAGUAAGUUUUGGUUAUUAAACAAAUUAUCCCCCACUUCUUCAAGCUACUGCUGUUGGCGGGCGGACCCGAACUUCAUCCUUGUAUGUUUUAUUCGUUAACUCAGAAAUGUUCUAAUCGCACUUAAUUGUAGUGUAGUGUAUUUCAUUGUACUGUGAACAGCUGGCAAUGAGUCCGCAAAGAUCAGUGCCGAGAAAUUGCAUGCCUUUUAAUGGGUAUGUCUCAAACGGUUUGAUCGCUGGUGGUAUAUAUUUUAGUUAAGCUACAUGCCGAGAUUGUCUUCACCUUUUUGGAUAUAAGAAUCACGAGAAUUCAAGUGAACUGUUUUCAGCCAUGUGAAAAUGCUCUACCUUUCCUUUAGAGCCUUUUUUUAACCGACUUGAAUUUAGUAUCAGGCCACCAGGUAAUCGUGUCUAUUUUGUUUUGUUUCACAGCCCAUGGCUUCGAUUCUACAAGUGGGUCAGAUAUUGACAGGCGUCUUUCUCGGUGAGUCAAGCGAUUGUUCGAAUCGUGUUUGUGCUAUUUUCUGUUCUUUCUGUAAAUGGGUCAGGACCUGUUUCUUUUCAGGUGCAUGGAAUUUGGGAAUGACGUUUGGACAGAACCAACGUGAUGGUCCAACAACUUCAAACUGUGCGGAAUGUUUAUCUAGGCCGAAUAGUUUCAUCUCAUUUUAAUCUGAUUAAUCGUCAUCAACCGAAACAUUUAACGUCAUUGAACGCCGUCCAUAAAGGUGUUCUAGCAGAUCUUACGUGUUGCAUCCGACACUGUUGAAUGAAGGAGGACCAAAUGAGACUUAGCCUAAACUGUAACAACUGCAUUUUUAGGAGUUAAUAUUCGUAAGCGAUAUGGACACAAGGAACCAUUGUCAUAAAUACUCAUUAUCGUUAUCGUUUUCAUAACCUUUGCCAUUGCUAUUGCCAUUGCCUUUAUGAAAAUGAUCAUCAUUAUCAUCAUCAUUAUUAUCAUUAUCAUUAUCAUCGUCAUCAUCAUCGUCAUUAUCAUCAUCAUUAUCAUCAUCAUUAUUAUCAUUAUCAUUAUCAUCGUCAUCAUCAUCGUCAUUAUCAUCAUCAUUAUCACCAUCAUUAUUAUCAUCAUUAUUAUCAUUAUCAUUAUCAUCGUCAUCAUCAUCGUCAUUAUCAUUAUCAUCAUCAUUAUUAUCAUCAUUAUUAUCAUUAUCAUUAUCAUUAUCAUUAUCAUCGUCAUCAUCAUCGUCAUUAUCAUCAUCAUUAUGAUCAUCAUUAUCAUUUUUAUUUAUUUUAGGGAGUCGACAUUCGACAUGCUCUCAGAUGACACUGAAGAAGACGAAGUCGACGCUGAGUCAUCCGGCCCUCUAAAGAUCCCUCCAGACAUCACAUUAGUGUUACGCAAUCGUGACGUGAAAGAGGGUGGCGUGACAAAGUUUGCUUGCCGUGUGAUUAGCAAAACCCCUUUGACAGCGGAGUGGUACAAGGAUGAACAGCUUGUUAGUAAAUGGCCCCGCUUUACAUGUGAGCGUGACGAAGAUCUCUUUGCCCUUAACAUCUCGGACGCUAAAAGGACAGACGCUGGACAUAUUCGGUUUGUUGCCAGAAACGAGUUCGGUCAAGUGGAAAGUAAUGCUUACCUCAAUGUUGAACGUAAGUUAUGUCAAAAUUAUCGUCUGAGCGCUCUUGAACGUACUGCAGAAGNUUAUUUAUUUUAGGGAGUCGACAUUCGACAUGCUCUCAGAUGACACUGAAGAAGACGAAGUCGACGCUGAGUCAUCCGGCCCUCUAAAGAUCCCUCCAGACAUCACAUUAGUGUUACGCAAUCGUGACGUGAAAGAGGGUGGCGUGACAAAGUUUGCUUGCCGUGUGAUUAGCAAAACCCCUUUGACAGCGGAGUGGUACAAGGAUGAACAGCUUGUUAGUAAAUGGCCCCGCUUUACAUGUGAGCGUGACGAAGAUCUCUUUGCCCUUAACAUCUCGGACGCUAAAAGGACAGACGCUGGACAUAUUCGGUUUGUUGCCAGAAACGAGUUCGGUCAAGUGGAAAGUAAUGCUUACCUCAAUGUUGAACGUAAGUUAUGUCAAAAUUAUCGUCUGAGCGCUCUUGAACGUACUGCAGAAGGACGUUUAUCCGCUGCGCCGCGUCAAAAAUUAGAUCACUUGGUUAUUUCUCCGUUUUCCAAAUGUUUGAACGUAGAAAAUGGCGGCUUUGGUUUGAAUGGUUACGCUCCAGGUGUCACUUGCACUUUAAAUUACUACCUUGUAGCCUUGGUUUAAAUGGUUGCACUUAACGAUUUCUAUGCAGACUGUAUUACUCUCCUCAGAUUAGGUCGCGCUUUCCUUAAAGCGCGACUGGGAAUUUAGGAGUCGCGCCCUUACUAUACUGCCAGCUUAGAAGUUUGAUUUACAAAGGCAUUAAUGAGAUUAAGCCGUCUGUUUUCUUACAAUUGUAAUCCUGGCAUACGCAGUUUAGGUGCGAACGAGUUCAAAGUUUCUUCGUAUGGAAUGUGGACUAAAGACAGUUGCCGCUCUCCUGUGAACAAAGGCACCAACUCGAGGCUCGGGGUGACAAAGCACACUGAUGUGUAUGAAACAUCUUGAGGUUCAGCGAUGAAUAAUUAUUAUUUUACUUUAUUCCCCCAAACCUCGGAACCAAGCAUGAAUUUUUUUAAGAUAUCGAAAUUGGUCUACUUCCCACGCAAGCCGCGACCCUCUUUAUUAAGUGCUCUCUGUAGUUGAAUGCGAAAAAGAUUCUGCGAUGUCAAUGAUAUCCUUGAGAAAAGUAUAUUUAAGUAUUAGUCAAAUAUCGAUUAGUUUGAAAUCAGUUAGAUUUUUUGUACUUUCUCUAGCCGACAUGGAGCCUGAAUUUGAGGGGACCACCCCCAGAUUUACUCAAAAACUGCAAGAUGUAGACGUAUUACCCGGUAAAGUAGCUCGUAUGGAGUGCCGGGUGAUUGGGGACCCUCAUCCGGAUGUCCGGUGGUACCGGGAGAAUGAACCCUUAUUGGAAGGUGGAAGGUACAAGUUUGUAGAGGAAGGAGACCUACAAGUGCUUGUAAUCAGUGACGUAAGUGGAAGUGACGAAGGCGUGUACAAAUGUGUGGCUAGAAACGUCGCCGGCAAAGCACACUCCUCAGCAGAAUUGUUUGUCAUGCGUAAGUAGCUUAAUGAGAUGUUUUUGUAGAAAAUAAAUAACAGUCUCGGGUUUCUCUGUGGCAUUUUAGGUGGUCACUUGGAGGAGUUUCGACUGUCGUUCUCAUAGUUUUGAUAAUUUUGUUCCUAUUUGUUUCUUAUAGUAACGGAUGAAGAAAGCGAGUCUGCUGGCGAGCAAGAACUAGAAAAAGAGAAG